Pelobates cultripes (western spadefoot toad) is the source of this 51944-nucleotide messenger RNA. The record is from the annotation of a GenBank genome assembly. Lineage: Eukaryota; Metazoa; Chordata; Amphibia; Anura; Pelobatidae.
AGAACACAAAUUCUUGGCAGAGUUCGGGCAGCAGUGAACAUUGUCCUGAACUGAAGUGAUAUUGACAUCGAAAAGAAGUAUACUAAUCUCAAUAUUAGAAGGAGCAAAAUGUAAGUCUCUAAGUAUUGGGUGUGGGAACUGUUGGCAAAUAGAUGGCAAAUCAUUUUUCAAAUUAGGUAAAAGAUUAAAUGUUAAAAUGUUUCUGAAUCAUCGGUUGAACUGAGCUGGUAACAACGUUCAGUUGGAUGUUUGCUGUUCAGAUGUUUUGUUCUCGAUUUAUAGUAGCUCUUUAGUAAUUUCACUAAGUUCUAGUUUAGUGAAUAAACUCCAAAUUUUAGAAGAUUGUCUUGAACUGGAGUAAUGCAUUUAAAACAAAUAACUAUGGGGAGUAGUUAUUACAUAUGCCACAAGGAAGGCUGCACUCAUGUAAACAUGCAUACAAUAUAAACGUGUUGCUGGAGCCAAUUAAUGUAACCAUAUGGAAUUCAGAAUUCUGUCACUCAUUAAACACCAGCUUCAAAGCUCAGAUAAUUUGUUUUUUUUCUUUUUUAAGACACCUAACACAUGCAAAACUAAUGGGGAUUUAGUUACAGUAUAUGAUCAUAUAUUGCAUAAGUCUGCCCCAACGCCAUUGUACCCCAUUCUUGGCAAGUCCUAUUCCAACAACCUGCUGCCUGCUUUGUGCGAUUAAUUCACUUACUUGGGAAAGCCUUCCUCUUGGGGUUCUCUGCACUGCAAGCCUAAAUAGGGCUCUGGAGUGAAGUAUAUAUUUAUAUAUGCAAAGUUUGGAAGUUUAGCAAUACAUAUUCUUAUUACAUGUGGAAGCAGAGUGAUGUUUCCAUUCUUCCUACUGCUGUGAUUGCUGCUCUUGUUACUUAUAGGGACAGACUGGGUAUUGUAGGCACUAUAAACAUUUAAUCUCACUGAAUUGGUUAUAGUGCCUUCAAUCCCCUAGCACAACCCCUCCAUUUAAUAUUAAACUAGUUUUGAGCAUCAAAUUUAAAAUUAAAUAGGGGUCCCUAGCCACCAUCAGACCAGUCCUCACUGGGGGCCUGGCUAAGGCAGAGAUUGUGCAUGUACUCUAGUCAUACCAAUUCAUCCCAGCAAUGGGCACUUUUCUUUCAGGUGACACUCUCAGCUAAUCACAGCUGCCCAUUGUUAUUCAGGUGAAUGUUUUCUCAUUGGCCUAAGCAGCACAGCGGGAUGGGCUUCUGGGACUCUUGUUUAGCAUUAAAACAUUAAAAAUAAUAAAUAAUAAUAAUAAUAAAUAAAAAUAUUUAUAUGCAAAAUUGAAGUACUGCACAAGUACCCUCCAGACACUAUAACUACUUCAACAAUAUGAAGCACGUAUAGUGCCUACAGUGUCCUUUUAAUUUGUAGUCCAACCAAGUGAUUGAUGUCAGCAAUGGGCAAAGCAUACUAUUCUCCCAACACAGCACGUGUAAGUGGAACUUUGUAACCCCAGACUCUAUGUUGUUUUAUCUGCUUCACAGACACAGAGAUAACUUGCUGGUACCAUGUGUUUGAAGCAACUGGCAGAUUAAAAAAAAAAAAAAAGAGUAUAACCAAGACCAGGGGAGGGCUGGCAGCCUCAGGCCUGGGGGGCAAAUCCAGUCAAGUGGCCCAUUGCACCCCAGAAUCAGCUCACCAUCCAUGCCCACCUUUUCCUGGUUUUAUAACAGAUAUUGAUGUUAUGCUAAUCAAUAGCUCUUUGCCAUACCCACUCCUUUGCGGCUCCGACUUUCAAUGUGAUUAGAGCGCAUGCUGAGAAUCUCUGAGCCUGUGCUCUGACUCACUAACUGAGCACUGGAACCACGAGGGAGAGGAUAUGAUCUAAGGCACCUACUGCUGGUGUGCACCAGUGGACCACUAGGGAAUCAUUUAAAUUAAAGGGACACUCCAGUGCCAGGAAAACAAAUCAUUUUCCUGGCACUGCAGGUCCCCUCUCACUCCCACCCCCCAUCCCAUGUUGCAUCCGAUGUCCCUCCACACUCCUCCCCCAGUGAUGUCAUCUGGCGGGGGAGACCGAUUGCGCAUGCCCGGCAGCCGGCGGAGGAGACCUCUCCAUAGGAAAGCAUUGAAAAUGCUUUCAAUGCUUUCCUAUGGGGAUUUUAGCGACGCUGGAGGUCCUCACAUAGUGUGAGGACGUCCAGCACCGCUAUAGCACAGAAAACAUGUGCUAUAAACCAGGAAGUGCCCUCUAGUGGCUGUCUAGUAGACACACACACAAACCUUGACAGACAAACACUCACUGACAGGCAGCAACAUACACACACACAAACACUGACAGGCAGACACACUCCAGACACACACACUCAGCUGACAGACACACUGGUACUCACUCUCAAUAACACACACACACACAAACCCUGACAGACAAACACUCACUGGCAGGCAGACACACACACACAAACACUGACAGACAGACACACACUCACCGACAGACACACACACACACUUACUGACAGACACAUUUACUUCCAGACACACACACUCACUCACUUCCAGACACACACACACACACUCACUUCCAGACACAGACACACACACACUCACUUCCAGACACACACUCACUUCCAGACAUACACAUACACUUUCACACUUCCAGACACACACAUACACUCUCACACUUCCAGACACACACAUACCCUCUCACACUUCCAGACACAGACACACAAAUUCUUUGUUGCUCCUACCUUUAGGAGUCCUCUGGGUCCUUGCCCUGGGGUCAAGUGACUUCCUGCUCCUCUCUGGUCUCUCGCGCAGUUUAGUGAUGCGGGGCCGGAAUGACGUCAUAUUCCAGCUCCCGGCAUCAUAAGAAAGAUCAUAGGCAGAGGCAGUGCUCCCCCGCCGCCUGCCUCCUUCCUCACGCGGCCGGUGUAUUGAUGCAGAGUAGGCACCUGCUGUCUGGGACAAGCAGGUGCCUACUCUGCCUUGCCACCGGGGCGCUCUAGGUGGCCAGCUUUUGCAAACGAUUUAGGGCAGCCUGGGGGACAAUUGCCUCCCUGUCCCCCGGCCCAGCCCUCCCCUGACCAAGACUUCAUCUCUGCUACUCUGUAAAAAAACAUGUAGAGGAGGGAAUGAGAAAUAGUGCUUUCCAUUGUGUGUAAUUAUGACACCAUAGAGAUAAAUACAAUAAAGAAGACAGAGAAAAAUAUUUAAUUGUGAAAGUUGAGACACAAAUACAUUUCGGAAGGGAUGAUAGACACACACAUACAUGCAUACACACACACACACGUGAGGAGAAGUGUUGAAUGUACACAGGUUAGAAAAGAGGCACCUGAGGGAGAGAGGAAAAGAGGUAAGAGUGUGAAGAUGUGGAGGGAGAGAUAGGUUAGGACUGGAGAAAAGUGAUAUAUACAAUUAUGGAGGAUGCGGUUACAGAUACAAAGAGAAUCAAAGAAGAAACACACCUGCAUUCACACACACUGCAGCAUACACAUGGAAGCAGCUGUUCUUGGAAGAAAGGUGUCUCAAACUGUGAAAAAUAAAAUAAAUAUCUUUAUUUCUUCUUAUAAAAGUAUCUGCUGGAACAGAGCAGAGAUGGAGCACUUACACACAUGAUACAUGAUGCUAAAUUCACUAAAACAGAGAUUAACACACUCACACACUAACAUGCCACAAAAAUACACCCUUACAUUUACACACACUGACAUUGACACACAAGCAAAUGCUUGAUACAUACAUACCUUCACAGCCUCUAAAACUUGGAUCCAGUGCACUCAGCAAUCUGGCAUUACACACAAAUAAUCUCUGUAUAUACAAUCUGACCAUUUGCACCAAUAACUCCCAACAUUUACAUAUUCUGACACUUCACUUAAACACACGUCAUGUAUGUGCUCGCACACCACCCCAUAGUCACACAGUUUGUUCAAUGGCACUGCUAUAUUCUUACUCACCAUGACAUCCUCGACAUUAACCCAACUUUAACAAAUGGGCAGUAGUAGGUUGAAAUAUCAAGAUUUGACUGAAGGUGACAGAAGAUCUGACUGGGAGUAGGAGAUGACUGAACCAGAAAACACAGAUGAUAUGGACAAAGUGGGCUUGAAAAUAAGCUGCGUAAAAAAGGUUUAAAAAUUGUGACAAAUACAAUGCAUACAUGUACUGAGCUCUUAAUGUACGAUAAUUUAAUAGGUAAGAUCCACAGAGCAAGGUUAUUAGAAAAUGAACCUCCAAGCAUCACUAGUAAAAGGGCAAUACACAAAGUAAAUUAGCGUCAAAUUACAUACAAAGUUGCUUUGGUAACCCCUUAGCACACACUGACACACAGAUACAAACACUGACACAAACACACCUUGACAUACAGAUAAACACACUAGCACAAACACACUGACACAGAUGCACUCCAUUCAGACUCCACCAUGCUGGAGGUGUCAUUGAGGAGUUUUGCCCUUUUUGUGGAAAUGUUCCCAAGCAGGGCAAACUGGCAAAGAACAGAGGAGGAGCAUACAGAAGUGUAGCACUCACAUCUAUAAGGAGAGGUAAGUGGAGACAGUUCCCCUUUGAUAUAGCAUUUAUUGAGAGUUUGCAGUCUCUAGCAGAACUAGGCAUAACAACGAGUGAGUCAGUGACUACAUCCAAAUGGGGUUUCAUUUUUACUAUCUGGCAUGGAAACCAGUGUUAUUUAGUGCUUAUCAUUUCCUAUCAAUCCCUACGGGAGACCUUAAAAUGUUAGCUUUAAAAGCAACAUUUUGUAGCAUGGAAACAUGUAGGAGUCACUAAUUUUACAUGUAAGAGUCACCCAUUUUAGAGUUUACCAGAUUGUUGGCCACUGAAUGCAACAAGCAUAGAAAUGGGCCUUAGCUAUGCAGUUCGCUAUAUUAUGCACUUAUGUAUUUAGGUAUGACACAGAUUUUAUAGAAUAACAUUCAAUAAAUUAAAAGUGAAGCAUUUGACUGUCAAUAUUUCGUUUGGUAUUAUAGUGGCAUCAUGAUGGUAGUAGUUAAAUAAAGUGAUCAUCGAGGAAGGCUUUUCACAGAGUAAGACAGACCCAUCGCAACAUUACACAGUUCAGGAAAACAAAUAGUCUUAUGUACUGAUUUAUAUUCAUUGCAUAAUAUUCUGUUUUGCAAUAACGGGACUUUGAUCAAAUUCCCAGUAAAAUUAACCAGACCUUUGAGGUUAGAAAGCAUGAAGUCAUGACUUACUGCUGUAGUAUUCAACUAGAGUUAAAAAUAAUUAUGGUUUCUACUCAAUCAAUGACAGAAGAUUGCUGUUAUACAAGAAAAUGUUGAUAUUGAAGUUAAAUAUCGGGGUGAACCUAUCAUCACAGCCUUUAAAGCAAUGAAUACUACUCAUCUCCUCCUUUCCAUCUCAGUAUUGCAAUGAUAUGGGAACUGUGAGCAUUACAUUAGUGCAGGGGUUCCCAAUUAAUUUUUCCAUUGAAACCUUUUGACAUAGUGUACCAACAUCAUGAAACCCCCUCCCCCCAAAAAGUGUAAUUUUUUCUUUUUCGGCAAAUUUCUACAGAUAGUGAACAGAUUGUAGUACUUAGGAACAUUUGUGGUUCUAUGUGUAGAAUUAGUGUUUGUAUAUAAUUUUAGUAUAUUAAUACAGGAUAUGUUUCUAUGCUAUGCUUGCAUUUAAAUGCAGUGGGGUGUUUGGAUAUAGUGUUGGAUUUUAAAUGUGGAUGUACAUUUGUGUGUAGCACUGGUGUUUGAGUGAAUGCUGUGUUUGAGUUGGAGUUCAGGGGUGUCUUUCACAUUAACAAACAAAAACAUACUGAAACACACACACAUUAAUAUACACACUGACACACAUACACACACACACUGACACACACAUACACAACCACACACACAUUUGCACUUACACACAUUCAGAUACACACACUGACACACAGAUACUACACACACACACACACACACACACUGGCAGAUACACACUCACAGAUACACACUGACACACUGACACACACUAGCAGAUACACAGUCACAGAUACACACAUACAAAUACACACAAUGACACACAUACACACACACUUGCACACACUCACAUACACACUAUGGCACACAGAUACACACACUGACAAAUACACACACUGGCACAUACACACAGAUACACACACUGGCACACAGAUACACACACUGGCACAUACACAAACACACACACACAGAUACACACUGACAGAUGCACACAGAUAGACACACUGGCACAUACAUACACACAGAUACACACACUGGCAGAUACACAUAGAUACACACACUGACAUAAAGAUACACACACUGGUGGUUACACACACACAGAUACACACACACACACACACUAGCACAUACACACUGGCACAUACACAGAUACACACUGUGACGGACCGCCUAGGUGCCUCCGCCAAUCACUGCUUCCUAGCAACACUGAGUACUUUCAAGCGCUUCACCACACACCAUAACCACUGUAAACCCCACAGCCAGCAUUACAGCUUGGUUGGGGUCUCACUGUCCUCCACCCACCCUGGACCCAAGACCAGGAUCCAGCUUCCAGUGGAUAGACCUCUUCUACUCCAGAGUGUAUAGCAGGAUAGCUCUUACAAGAGCUAGUGAUUAUAACCCAAGUGAGUAUAAGAGUAUAGCAAUCCCCAGAGUGAAUAUAGCUGUCCACUCCACACAUGAGACAAGACUCUAUGUUGAGGGUGAAGAGGAACUGUUUAAUGGCAGCCACAACUGGCCUUAUAUGCAAGUCCCCAUGCAAGGGGUUUUCCAUAACAUAUUCCAGAGGCAUUCCCCACUGGACCUGAGAGGGGACUGUGACAAAGUAAACACUGUAAUUACAUUGGCUCUCAGGUUCAGGAAACUCCAACACAAAACAGGAUAAUCCCUCCCCUGUGCAUGAGAGAUAAUUGAGUCAGGAACGGUACUAAACAUAAUUAUCCCCAGGCACAGAAAACAUACAUGUAACAACACCCCGAAAGUACCCCUAAACACAUGGAAACCCCACAAAAGUCACAUCCCCUGAUAGCUCCUAUCUGGGGGACCAACAUAUCCAAAAAUCACCCAUAUAUGUUCAGGUGUUCAGAGUUUCCAUGGAAGUCGUAAUUUUGACCGACCGUGCAAACAGUCCUAUGACCAAAACAUUUCCAGAGAAUUAGGGAUAAUGGUUAGUCUCUCUUUCUGGAGUAUAAAAGUACAUAAAUCACAUACGUUUUUAAAGAGCCUAUAGUCUUUUGGCUGGAGGCUGGCAAGCAGGCCCCUCCAAGAACACAUGGCAUAGGCAUUUCUGCCACACACACACACACACACACACUGGCACAAAGAUAUACACACACUCAGAAACACACACUGACACACUUAGAUAUACACAAAUGACAGAUACACUGACACACAGAUACACACUGACACAUACACACACAGAUACACACACUGGAACAAAGAUACACACACACCGGCACAUACACACACACUCUGAUGCACACACAGAUACAUACACUGACUGAUACACACACUUGCACAUACACACACUGUCAGAUAAAAACAUAUACACACACUGGUUCAUACAUACACACUCAGAUACACACACUGACAGAUACACUGACACACAGAUAUACAUGUUGCCACACAGAUACACACACACUGACACACAGAUACACACACUGACACAAACACACCUUGACAUACAGAUACACACACUGGCACAAACAGACUGACACAGAUAUACACACUGGCACAUACAUACACACUUAAAUGCACACACUGACACAGAUUCACACACUGACACAUGCACACCUUGACACACAAAUUUAUACACACACACACUGGCACAUACACGAACUCAGAUACACACACUGACACACAGGUAUACACACUCAGAUACACACAAUGACAAAUGCACACCUUGACACACAGAUAGAUACACUCACACAGAUACACACACACACGUCAUAAUGUUUACAUUUGCAGUCACCCUCCUGUUAGGUUACCUUUUUUCUGCCAGAGGGUGACUUGUUUGGAGUCCUGGUGUGCUGCUGGCAGAGGCCGGUGUGCUGCUCACUCCUUGCUGCUGCCUCUCUCUGUCCAGAUGGCGUGCUCUAUGUCUGGGCUGUCACUUCCCCUAGCAUCAAAUACUACAGGACCCCAGUCGCGCUGUUAAAUGGCCACGGCGCCUGACCGGGCCCUUGUUCAGCAAUACCGUUUGAUUGGCCUUAAGUGCAUUAACCCCAAAACUCUAGAAGAUGGUGCCCAACCCCUUCACUUUCUCGGAGUGUCCGAGGCUUUAAUUAAGAAUCCUCGGAUAGGCUAAGGGCAUCAGCUAAUGCUCCCUAUUCAGAAACUGCAGUGAAAGCUAUGCAUCUUGAAUGUAUGUGAAUAUAGGUGUGCUUUUGCAUGGAGUAUGUGUGUGAAUGCUUGUGUAUUUGUUUAUAAUUCUAAUGUUUGCAUGUGUCGUGUAUUUAUGUGCAGUAUUGGUAUUUAAAUCCAGGGUGUGUAUGUAGGUAGUUGUAACUGAUCCGCUAUACUCCAACUGAGUAUUGUAAGUCUCCCAAAUCCAAAUCCAAAUCCAAAGGUAAACAGUGAUCAGAGCCCUUGGUUACCCAAACAUCAGCCAAGACUUGAUGAAGGGUACAACAGGAAUCACUUUCUUUAUUUUGUCACACAUGGUUUUACAGGCACAGACCCCUACAUUGCGUCUACAACACAAAAAGUCAGGGGUUUCAAUCCCAAGAACCUGAUGUGGGAGGGAGGAAGGACAAAACAUCUAACUUAAACUGGGUUGGCAGUGUCCCUGUGACAUGCCCUGCUAGGACAUGAAAGGGAAGGGGGAGGGAGAGAGGCCAAGACAAGCAAUACAUUUCACUUAACCAUACUUUACAGCUCUAUAGAGCUGCUACUCCCCCCCCUUGUUGACUCACAUCUGCAUAUACAGACACAUAUAAAAGAGUCACAAAGAUGGCGCGGCAAGCUUGCGGCACGCGCCAAACAAAUCAGGCCAUCCAUCACAUAUCCCCCACCAUAGAAAUAGACAGACAUGUAGCCAAACCCAUGACAGGCCUGCAACAAGUCAGUUGGACUCCCCGAGUCCACAGUCCAAGUCCUUGGGGCCCAAUGUGACUGGAAAAGCGGGUGGGUAUAUGUGGACAUGGCAUUCAGUGAUGGCGUUUCGUCACAGUAGUGUUUAUUUUGGAAUGCAGGAAUUUUUUGCAGUGUUAGUGUUUGAAUGCAGAGGUGUGUUUGUGUGCAGUAUUGAUGUUUGAAUGCAGGUGUGUAUUGUUGUGUAGUAUUAAUGUUUAAAUGAAGGGGUGUGUGUUGUUUGUAGUUUUGGUGCUUUAAUGCAGGAUGUAUGCUUUUGUAGUAUUGAUGUUUGAAUGUAAGGGUGCAUUUAUUUUUAGUAUACAUAUAAACACUGAGACUCGCACAGACACAGAUACACAUAUACAUAUAAACACUGAGAUUUGCACAGACACAGAUACACAUAUACACUCCAAGAGAUAGACACCUGGUAACACAAACAGAUUGACAUACAUGCUGAGAUCCACACGCUGACAAACAUGCACAGAUACACACACUACACACACAUUGAUACAAUGCACAGAUACACACACUGACACACAUGCACACCAUCUCUCUUAUUCCAACCCUCCCUUUGGUGUAUUUGUAUUCCCUGGGCCCCGGUAAGUCUGGCUCAAAAAGAGAGUCUCUGCAGGCUCCAGCCCAUCUCCUUAUCUUUCAUGGUUGGAACUAACAGUAGGAAGGGCCGUAUGGCACCUGUGACUAUAUCUAGCAUUGGUGAGUCCCCUGACCAACAGGGUCUCUGAUGUGGUUGCACCAACUGCACCAUCGGUACUUCAAUGCCUGUCACUAUUACAAGUAUUAUUCCCAUAGAAUAUAGACACAUAUAUACUAUGUUGUAGAAUAAGUAGAAUACACAAAAUAUUACAACAUAACAAUAUUAAUUUAGGUCAUCACUUCAAUUGCAUGUAUGGGGACAUUUCAUAUAAAUGAAUGCUCCACUAAAAUGUUUUCUCACUAUCUAAUAUAUACUCAAAGAUAAUAUGUAUUUUUUCAGCAUGUUUUCUUAGGGAGUAUAUGAAAAAAACAGCUUGCAAAAGCCUUUGCAAUCCUCACCCUUUAUCCUUGGCACAGAAUAUGAUUGUGUGGCAGCAUAUCAGAGGCUUCUCAUUGAGGAGACAUGUGUGCGCACAUGCAGUGAGCAGCAGCUCAAGCCCAGCACACCUGCCAAUUCUAUUAGCUCUAUGGAGAUGACAAAAGAAGAAAAAUCCUCCCCAACAUGCUACAGCAAAGUUUUAUAAACUAUCCAAAAAUGUUUUCCAAGUUUAACAAAAUGUCAACAGACUCCAUGACAGCUGAAUUGCUUUAUGAAUUGCUUUACUUGACUCAUAUAAACUGGUGGACUGAUUUAUAUUAUUUUUUAUUUAUAUGUUUGGUGUGUUCCUUUAACACUAACAUACAAAAACAAUUGCAAUAUAGUAAGGCAAGGUAUAUUGUCAUGUUAUAAUUGUUUUUAAAACAAAUACAGGGUUGUUCACUAAAGACUGUAAUUUUGCAGAUUAAAUCUGAAUAGAAAAACUAAGGCAAAAGUAGUUGAUCUGGAAAACAAAUUCCAACUUGUCGUAGUCGUAGUCGUAGUCACAGCUUGGCUAUUUUUUCCUUAGUUUUGCCAUUCAGAUUCAAUUCAUACAAAUUCUACAUUUAGUGGACAACUAUGAUGGACAUGGGACCCAUAGACAAAGGUAUAGCUGGAAACAUUACUAAAGCGUAUAAUGCUGGGCCAUUUGUGUAUAUUUUUUUUCCCAAGGGAAACAUACAUGUAUGUUACAAAUUUGCACUAAUAUUAUUACUGCCCAGCAAGAUACAUAUUGUGUCCCUAAUUAUAUUGGCCAGCACACACAUCGAUCAAUAGACAAUUCCGACCAGGCAACUUCAGAGUAGCCAGUCCACUCUUUAGGGUUGUCUUCUUUAAUUACACAUGUAAAUCAGCUGACUGGUAAUAGCUAGAUCAGCUUGAAGAGAGUUUGUGACCACUACAUUGGGAAAAAGAAAACCUGAAGUGUAGUUUAAAUUUAUUUUAUAACACAUGAGGACUUUUGUUAAUACAUUAUUAUAUUUGUCAAGAUGGCAAUAGGAGCACAUUUGUUGAACAGCAGUUGGCCAUUUGCCUUCAGUUUUGGUAUGCUAGAACCAUUGUUUACCGGACAGGUAUGUCUAAAUUAAAAUCAUGAGAUUGUCGUAAGGAAAUUGUUGCUGUAUGUUUCAUUUAUACUGUACUCAUAAACUGGUGGCCUGAUCCCUUUUUUCUUUUUAAAAUGUACUUUUAAAAAAAACAAUGUAACGCUGUUUAAUGGUUUCAAGAGGAAUGAUCACUUCCUAUUGCAGUGUCAUGUUUAGUUAUCUGCAAUUUCUUUUAGCAGAUAUAUAUUUUUGUGAUGUGCGAAAAUUAAACUGAGAAAUCGGCAUCUCCAUCUCCUUCACUUCAUUGAAGAUCUCUGUAAUAAGUUGUCUUUUGCACCUGGCAUUCAGUAUAAAGAAAGCAUACAGAGAAAUGGAAAAUGUAAAUAGUGUUACUGUAUAUCCUCCUCAUUUGCAAUGUUUGUCCCGGCAUUGCCUCUUCUGAACUGGAUUAUGAUGUAACUUGUUAAAUUCUAAUAGAAAUUUUGAAAAUCAAAUGUCCUGAAAAAACUUGAAUCAAGUUAUAGAUUUUCAAUGGUGUAAAUACCAGAAAAGUGAUGAUCCCCCUUUUAUCACUUCAGAUAUUAUUUACAGGGUCAGAAUACAAUUGUAGGUCUCUUUAUUCUUAAACACAAAUGUUCACACAACUUUAAGCUUUAUAGUGAUGUUAUCUGGCGUAUCUCUUUAUGAAUUGACCCCUAGUCUCUGUACAAGUUGCAUGUAUGUGGAGGAUAUGAGCAGACUGAUUAGAGCUAGUAUUUUAUGCUAAGUAUAGUUUAUCAGUUAUUCAGCACAAUUGUAAAAAACUUCUUUCUAAAUGGCAAAAUGUGAACAAAACUAGCUAAAAUUGUAUGAAUUCUCUAAUUUAGAUAAAGUCUCAGGUGUGCUAUUUUACGCUCAAUUUUGAUUUCUAUUUGCCAAUUGCCACGGUUUUUAUUUAAAUAAACCACCUAUUUAAGGAAGUCACAAUAUAUACCUGGUGUUUUCAAAGUAAUUUGACCUUUUUUGAUCGUGCUUAAAUGGUUAAAGUUGAAGUAACCGUUUGAAAACAUUUUAGGGCUUAUUCACUAAACAGUGAAUUACACUGAACAUUCAGUGACAUUGAAUAUUUUAGGUAAAAAUAGCGGCAUUGUAUAUAUUCUGUUUCAACAAUUUUCUUUUCCAUCAGUUUUAGCCUUAAUUUUGAAAUGUAGGUGAAUAAAUCUGAUGACUUGUAAAUAUUUAUCAACAUUUUUUUUUUUUUUUUGGUGCUAAAAUCACCUGGUCCCCUUUAACCCUUUAAGGACACAACUUCUGGAAUAAAAGGGAAUCAUGACGGAAUAUUUCCAUCAUGUGUCCUUAAGGGUUUAACAUUGAAAAUACCAUUACUAAAUACUGCGGGGUGUCGCUCAUAAUACAUACCUAGAAAAAUAUUUUGGAUGUGGCAACUAUAAUUAGUACCUGCAUGUGUAAAAUUAGUCUGGUUUCUAGAGGUAUUUUCUGCAGACCAUCUAUUUUACCUAAAAACAAAAGCCUGAAAAAGAAUAUAUAUUUAUAUUACAGGGGAAAGUUCCUUUCCACCCCAAAAUAAAUACAAUGCUUUUGACAAGGGAAUUACAUACUUUAGUCUAAAAUAGCCGAUUCAAAAAUAUUUCUCAACUUGUUUAUUUUAUUUAUUGAGGUAAAUUUUCAAUUCCAUUGUCAGUUAUCCAUAAUUCCCAAUUCAAUGAAUAAUUCUGUUCAUGUGUAGUCAAGGCAGUAACCUGACUGGUAUGAUGACUUACACUUAUCAAUCUAGUUUAACCUUUUAAUCAUGACAUUCUAGACUUGUUGGUCCUGAAGUGUUUAAAUGUGUAAUGAAGGUAAUGAAGAUCGCUUUGGAGAAUCGUAGAUGUGGGGAAAUGUCAUUGUUUUCUUUUCAGAUCCAUCAUAUUUUUUGAAACAUACACAAUCUUUAUGCUGUUGUGUCAUUGAUGAAAAGUGCUGGCCUGUAGUAUAUAGCAAUCACAUUCUAACAUGUUUUCAACAAAAUGUAUCUAGAAAUAAGUUUUGAGUAAUGAUCAUCUUCCAUAAAGUUUUACAUAUUGCUUUACAUCACUUUUCAUAUGCUAUCCAUCAGACUCUAGAACUGAAGUGUGUCCAGAAAUAUCACGUGGAUCUGGCACUCUGAAUUAGAGUCAAAGCUCAACAGCAGUUAAAUGCAGGUUACAAUUCACUCGUGGAUGAGAUAUUAAGUCCAUAUAACAUUUGGAGUCAGUGGUUCAGAAUCCUCAUAGUUUUGUCACUGUGUUAAUUGUAUUCUGGUCAUUUUAGAUGUCUCGGCCUAUGGAGAAAAAUAUAGCUGUAAUCGGUGCUGGAAUUAGUGGCCUUGCUGCCUUAAAAUGCAGCGUCGAAGCUGGAAAUCGGACCACCUGUUUUGAAAGAAGUGACAAUGUGGGGGGUCUUUGGGGUUUCACAGUGAGUUGAUUCAUAUGUUACACAAAUUAUGUUUUUCACUAAAUUAUUUAUGCAGUGUUCUAUUUUGUGUCUUUUAACCAAUUAAUUUUAUAAAUAAUAAUGUGACUUAUAUUUGGAUAUAAUAUUAUACAACUGGGUUCUUGAUUUACAAUAUUAUAGAGUGCAUUUAUUGUGGUUAUGUGCUGAGUUUUCUAUGUUCAUGUGGGCAAUGAACUUGUGAAUGAGCAAAUAAUUUUUUGAACGUAGAUCUCUCUGAUAAAGAUUUUGUCAUUAAUAACUAUUUUAGGCAUAGUGCUAAAAUAAUAGAUAAUUGAAGAUUAUGCUAGCUUUAGUGUACUAAUAAUCUUAAUUUUAAUAAGGACAGGAGGCGAGUAUUUUGCAUUAACUCUCUUUACUAAACUCCACAGCAGUAAAGAAAAACGUAAAGAGUAACAAAUAAAUCACUGAGCAGCAUAGUAUAUAAGGGUCAUGCUGCCUGUACACUUCCUCUUUCUUAAAGCGACAUCCAAGUCCAGAUAGAGCUCGAACAUCCAGAAACUCAACGAAACAGGUAACUGCGGUCUCUGGCGAGCGGAACUUGAGGAGACUCCUGGUAACGAGAUAGGAGGAAAGACCAAACGAAGCCGUCAUCCCAUCUUACGGAGUCGUGAGGUUAACGAACCAGCGACCAGUGGAGGUCCUGAAGAGGGUUACACUGAAAGGAGAGUAUAAAAUCGGUUAGGUACUGAACCGUAACUGUUCACGCCUGUGGGCUUUAACAGAAUUGUGUAAAUUAGACAGUACAGACAGAUUGUAAGCUGGCCAUAGGCUAAAUAUGUGUAGGUGUAAGCAUGUUGUACAACUAAACUGUCCGUCUAGAUGGAAACACUGGGAAUAGAGAUGGAGGGGAUACCGAAUAUGUCCAGAAGAUAGUGGAACCACAAUAUGAAUCCCAAAAUCCAUCACCUUAAGAUCCACUCCCCCGAGGAGUCAGGGUAGGGAACAAAAGGGAGGGAAAAUACUCGCCUCCUGUCCUUAUUAAAAUUAAGAUUAUUAGUACACUAAAGCUAGCAUAAUCUUCAAUUUUAUAACAUGACAGGAGGCUUCCUAUUUUGCAAUUUUAACGCUGAAGAAGUGACAUCCCAGCAGAAGGGGGAGUGCGAAAAUAAAAUGUACGAAAAGUGGAUUCCCUAGACCAGUCCGCCGUUCUGAGAAUAUCUGAGAGGGACGCCCCUGCCAGGAAGGCAGAUGAAGCCGCCGCACCACGAACGGAGUGGGCACCGAAUGCGGGGUCUAUACCUGCGAGGGAAAGGAUCCAGCGGAUCCAUCGGGCCAAGGUGGUGACCGAGACUGGGGCAUGAGGGCGCACGUAGGAGACUAAGAGUUGGCCCGACGUAGAGGACUGGAGCGAGGAGGUAACCGAAACAUACCUGCGGAGGGUGGACACGACGCAAAGCUGCGGGUCGUCGGGAAAAAAUGGGUAAAAGACCGAGGUCGAACCCGACUUAGUGCGACGGGAAAUGUGAAACGUGACCCCUUCAGGGGCCACUUCGAAAGCGUCCACGUCGAAGGCCCGAACGUCCGAAACCCGUCGGAAAGAUACGAGACAGAGGAGGAAAGCGCACUUAGCGGAUAGUUGGCGUAGGGAGAGGCGGUCAUUCGGAAGCCAAUCCCUGAAGAAGCGGAGAACCAGUCCCACAUCCCAUAGGUGAGGGUAUCUGGGGGCCGGGGGACGGCGGAGCCGCAUACCGCGGAGUAGACGGCAGACCAGAGGGUCUUUGCCGACCGGGAGAUCCCCGACGGGGGUGUGAGCCGCCGAAAUCGCGGAGCGCACGACGUUGACCGAACGGUAAGAGCGGCCAGAUGAAAACAAGGAGGAGAGAAAAUUAAGAAUCAUGGGAAUAGGUGCUGUAAAGGGAUCGGAGUCCCGUUCCAUGCACCAAGUAGACCAGGAGGCCCAAGCUGAAAGGUAACAGCGUCUAGUUCCCGGGGCCCAUGAGUCCCAUAAGAGGUCCCUAGCAGCCUGCGAUAGUCCGCUGACUCGCCAGGAACCCCGGAAAGAGACCAAGCCACCAGGGGUAGCCGGUCUUCCAGGAGUAGUGGGUGGAGAUGCCCUUUGGGAUCCGUGAGCAGGUCCGGGAAGGAUGGUAGGAGAAGAGGGUCCCUGUAGGAGGAGGCCAGGAGGUCCGGGAACCAUGGUUGGCUCUGCCACAAGGGCGCUAUGACAACCAGUUUGAUCUGUUGCAUCCGUAUCUGGUGUAGUGUUCUCGCAAUCAUGGAGAAUGGGGGAAAAGCGUAGGCUCCUGUCGACGGCCAUUGUUGGAGAAAUGCGUCUGUCGCCUUGCUCUCCGGGUCCGGGAGCCAGCUGAAGAACUCCGGGGUCUGGUGAUUGUUGUGAGAGGCAAACAGAUCCAGGUGAAAGGGACCCCUCCGGGCUGCAAGGGCCCUGAAGAUUCUCGUGUUUAGCUUCCAGUCGCUGACGUCUCUCCAGUGGCGAGAGAACCAGUCGGCUGUGAGAUUGAUUUCUCCUGGCAAGUAUUCUGCCUGUAGCGUGAUGUUGCGAGGGAGGCAAUAGUCGAAAAUACCUCUCGUGAUAUCCGACAGCAGGCGAGAGCGAGCGCCUCCCAGGCGGUUGAUGUACUGGACUGCGGAUACAUUGUCCAUGCGCAGGAGGAUGCAGCAGUUGGAUCUUUCCCGGGCCAAGCUGCGAAUCGCGAAGGAUCCUGCCAGGAGUUCGAGGCAAUUGAUGUGCAUGGAGAGCUCCUGCGCCGUCCAUGUUCCCCCCGUGGAGGUGGUUCCGUUGGUGGCACCCCAUCCCCACAGGCUGGCGUCUGAUUCCAGUAUGAAGUCUGGGGCGUCUCCGAAUAUGGCCCUGCCAUUCCAGGCUUGCAUGCUGUCCAGCCACCAUGAUAGUUCCUCGCGAACCUCCGUCGUCACCGGGACGGGUUGGUCGUAAGUGGGCCUGCGGCGUAGGUAUUUCGCCUUGAGACGUUGCAUGGCCCUGUAGUGGAGGGGACCUGGAAAUAUGGCCUGAAUGGAAGCCGAGAGGAGUCCUACAAUCCUGGCCAGAUUGCGUAGUGGAAUGGAAUCGAGACGGAGAACCCUGCGAAUCUCCUUGCGAAUGGCUGUGAUCUUUGAGGCUGGUAGCCUCAGAGUGCAUGUCGUCGAGUCGAUCUCGAAGCCGAGGAAUUGUAUCGUCUGGGUAGGGGUCAGCUCCGAUUUCUGUUGGUUUACGAUAAAACCCAAAGACUCCAGUAGGGAUACUGCCAGGUGAGUGUGUUGGCGUAGUCUGUGUUCGUCGGCGCAGAAGAUGAGGAGAUCGUCUAAGUAGAUGAUGCAUCGAAUGCCCCUUGAUCUUAGGUGGGCCACCACUGGUUUUAGGAGUUUGGUGAAGCACCAUGGGGCUGAGCUGAGCCCGAAAGGGAGGCAAGUGAAUUGCCAAGGGCGUCCGUGCCAGAGGAAGCGUAGGAGUGCUCGACAGUCCGGGUGUACCGGGACUGACAGAUACGCAUCCUUUAGAUCGAGCCUGGUGAACCAGUCGUUGCUUCGAAGAAGGUCUCGCAGGAGGUGGAUGCCUUCCAUUUUGAAGUGGCGAUAGACCACAUAUGCGUUGAGGGCGCGUAGAUUGAUGACGGGGCGGUAUUCUCCCGACUUUUUCCGAACCAGGAAGAUGUUGCUGAAGUAACCACCCCCGUCGCGGGCCGGCUGGAUAGCCCCUUUGUCUCGGAGCUCGCGUAGCUCCGUGUUGACAAGGUUGUGGUCGGAGGGUGACAUGUGGAUGGGGCGAGGGGGCUGAACCUGAAAAGGGGUCCCCACUAGGUCUAUGAUAUAACCCUGUACAGUUUGUAGGAUCCAUGUGUCUGAGCAUAGGGCGGCCCAAUUCUGGAAAGAAAGGGAAAUACGGCCCGCAGUGCGGGUACAUGGUAACAGUGGAGGAAUAUGGGUCCUUACCUGCGGUAAAGCGGGAACGUCCGCGUCCGCGACCUCUAUCCGAGCCUCUGGAAAAGGGUUGCUGCCGGUAGUCUCUUGUCGGGUAAAAUGGUGUUGGUUGGGUGCGGGGGCCUGAAGGCCAAAAUCGGCUGGCGGCACGGCCCCGUUGCCGGCCAGCCCUUCCAAAAACCCCUCUGGUAGGGUUGCUUCUGAAAACUCUGUGCAUUGAGGACUGCGCUUUAUUAAGGGAGGUGAACACGUUUACGUGUUUGUUGAGUUCCUUGAGGAACGGUUCACCAAAUAGUUUCCCUUGUGCCUGGGGCCCAAUCUCCUUUGUGCCAAGGUCUGCCAAUUUGCCGUUAAUACGGUACAACGCUGCUUUUCUUCUCUCCGAAGAGAGCGUAACAUUAGUGUUUCCGAUUAAACAAAAACACCGUUGUGCCCAUUCACGAACAUCAUGCGCCCAUUCCCUGAUGUCCUCAGCGGAGAAGGAAUCGGCUUUGGUGUAGGCAUCAUCAGCCAGAUACAUAAUGCGAGCCAGGGGGCCUACAGAAUCCAGCAGGUUAUCUUGGGCGCCCCAUAGGCCUUUCUCCACCCCUCGGCGAGGGUCUCUACCACUGCGCGUCAUGAAGGUUGACAUAACCUUAUCGAAUUCCGGGAUCUGAGCGACCUUAUCCGGCAGGGAAGGGCGUGGGCAUUCAGACCUAAGACGGCUGCGGACCUCUUUCUCCAGAGGUUUGCGGAGCCACAGGUGCAUAAACCUUGCAAGGUGUUCUGGAGGCGACCAGUCACCUGAUCUGGAGUGCCGAAUGUUGCGGGGGUCGAACAUCACCUGGCCUGAGGGGUCCAAGAUGGCGUCUGAAUCAAGAGGAGGCUCUGCGUCCGCAGUGUCCUCAGCAUCUCCUCUCUGGGCCGCACCCAGUAGGGUCUCUCGCAUAAAAGCGGAGACAGAUUUCUCGUCCGAGCCCCAUGCGUCGUAGUCCGAGUCAGAGGCGUCAGCUUGCCAUUCAUCCAGCACUGACAUGGACUGUGCGUCCUGCUCUUCGUCUGAAGAGUACUCCUGACGCGGGGCCGGGGUGUGUAAUUUGGCAGACUUGAGCUUGGCAGGUGCCUUACCCUUAGGCGGUUUGGGUGUGUAGUCUUCGCCUUUGUCAUGGCGUUUUUUAGGGCGGGAAUCCUCCCGUGCUUGGUGGUCGGACAAUUCAGAAUCCGAUUCGUGGCGUGGACGUCUGCGUUUAGGUACGUCAGGAGCCGAAGCUCGGGCCUUGGAGAGUGCCUUCUCCACAGAGGCAGCGACAGCUGCGUUAAUCAUGGCCUGGAAGUCCACAGGGACGUUCUGGGAAUCUUCCAUGUUAGGGUAGGCUUAUAGGUCACUGAGAGGCACAGCAAUGAACGGGCACCCAGGUCUUGAUAGUAGGCGUAGGGUCAGAUUUGGAAGUAUGGUGGGAACAAGCCCAGAAUAACCCCAGCAGGGUAUAGUAGUGACCUUAUAAACUGGGGCUCACCCAGUUAGAGAGAACUGCCACAGCUAGUCUCCCAGUAAGCAGCGUCUUUAUAGUGGGGGCUCACCCUGGUUGCACAGGGUUGGUACCCUUAAGUGCAGGCCACAAUAAUAAUAAACAGGCAGCAGCACUGACCUGACUGACCCAGCCACAGGAUAGCUUGAUAGAAGCAGAUGAGGCACAGAGACUGAGUAGCAGGUUGAAAGCAGCAGAUGGAGUUGCUGGAACAGGUAAUCCUUCAGUCACAGGGGUGUCAGCCACAAAAGGUGUGAAAAACAGCAGCUUAGGAGGUAACAGCAAGCUAACACAGCCACCCUGAGUCCCUAAUGAGAUGCACGAGGCAAAACUAAGAUGGCCGCGAGAAUCUCGCGAUGUCCGCGAUCCAAAAUGGCGGCCGCGAGGUAGGCCGCAAGCCGGGGACUAAAUUUUGAGGCCGGCCGCGGGCGGAAGCGGGCCGGCGCGAAAACGGCUGCGAAUAAAACCGGCCGCAAGGAGGAAGCCCAGGAGGGCACUCCAGGGUAGGGGGGCAGAGGGGGGACCUGGGGAGACCAAGGGGAAGCCCAGAGAGGGUCCCAGGAGGCACAGAGGGGCAGAAGGAGGUAGGAAAACCCACAGAAAGCCCCUGGUCCCCCAGCCCUGGUAUAGAACAAGGAAAUAAAAGGAAAGGCUAAAACAAUGAUGAUAAAGAAUGUUGAAAUAGCAGGAAUAAACAAGUAUUACACUAAAUGAAUAACAAGUAGUGACAAUAAAUGUAUAAAGCUCCAGGGGAGCAAAUAUUCUGACCUGUCUGCGACGGAGCAGUAAAGAAAGAGGAAGUGUACAGGCAGCAUGACCCUUGUAUACUAUGCUGCUCAGUGAUUUAUUUGUUACUCUUUACGUUUUUCUUUACUGCUGUGGAGUUUAGUAAAGAGAGUUAAUGCAAAAUAGGAAGCCUCCUGUCAUGUUAUAAAAUUAAGGGCUAUGGCCAAAGGCUUAUAUUUUCACCUGCAUAUGUUAUAAUUUUAUAAUGUAUGCAAGUCUUGCAAAAUGUAUCAAAUAGAUUUGAAAGAACACCCUGAAGUUAGAAAUAAAUCCAUUUAUUAUUAAAGAAACACUCCACUGCCCAAAUGGACAAAUGGAUUGAUCAGUAUUGCUUCAGACCUGAGGAAGAGAGGAAACUCUCGGAAGCUUGUCUUUGAAAUAUUAUGUUAGUCCAAUUAAAAUGGUAUCAUUGCAUACUGUAAUACUCUGGUAUUUUGGCAUCUUGUCUACUGGACUAAUACGGCUAAUCCAAUCUACAAACUAUAUAUAGCUGCACUCACCUAAAUGCUGCUGCCGGCCAAUUUUGUAUACAAUACACAAGAUCCAGCGCACUCACGUAUCCACUAAAGAGCAACUUCAAUGUUGACAGAUUUUAUUAGUUGUUGUGUUUUUUUUUUUUUUUUUUUUUACAAAAACAUCUAAUCUAGGCAAAAAUAAUGGGGGUUUAGUUCCAUUAUAUGAACAUACAUUGCAUAAGCCUGCCACAACGUCAAUGUACCCCAUCUUUUAUUUUUAUUUUUUUUUAAACCUAAUCUAGGCAAAAAUAAUGAGGGUUUAGUUACAUCAUAUGAUCGUUAUGGCAGGCUUAUGCAAUGUAUGAUCAUAUAAUGUAACUAAACUUCUAUGGUCUACUUUUCCAGGAGCUUCAGGCCGUUUGUGAGUAGGAUUGAGUAACAGAGCUUCAAUAAAAAAGUAAUCUGUCUUUACAUUAGAAUAUUUUACUAAUAUAUAUUAGUUCAUAGAAUAAGAAAUGUACUUUAGUCUUCUAACUUAUGUUAUUCAUUAUUUAAAACUUUAAAACUAAAAUGUGCUGGAAUAGCCCAACUCCCUAGUCGUAUCUCUAGUCAUAGUCCCUAUGACGGUUUACUCAUUUUUGUCAUGUUGAAUGAGGAGUUUGACGCAUUUCUGGUUCUACACCAGUUUUUCUUUCUCCACAUAUUCUAAUUUUAGUUUUUUGAAUAUAGGAUUAUGCAGAAGAUGGGAGGGCAAGUAUCUACCGCUCUGUAUUCACUAAUGCGUGCAAAGAAAUGAUGUGUUAUCCAGACUUUCCAAUACCUGACGAGUACCCCAAUUUCAUGCAUAACACUCUGUUCCUGGAGUACUUGCGUCUAUAUGCUGAAAAGUUUGACCUUCUAAGGCAAAUCAAAUUUAAGGUAUUUGCAUUGUUUAUGGAUCACUUAGGUACCUUUUGAUUUUAAUAUGCAAUAUUCUGUAACCAAACUUAAUUUAUUUACUAUCUGUUUCUUGUCUUCUUUUUAUCAACUAGACUACUGUGGUCAGUGUAAAAAAAUCAAUCGAUUUCACGGAGACAGGCAAAUGGGAUGUAGUUACAGAGUGUGACGGAAAGCAAAAAUUGACCACCUUUAAUGCAGUGCUUCUGUGUACAGGCCAUCAUGUGUACCCAAACCUACCCCUUCAAUCUUUUCCUGGUAUGUCAUAUUUGCAUAUCUAAUUGUUGAAGCACAAUCAACAUCACAGUAUUUUCAUUUUUCACAUUUGAGUCAAUUGUAGAUGUCUUAAUGCUAGUAUGGAGAAAUUCAAAGUAGAGAAAGGCGAUGGAGAAAACCUAAUACUGGUCUUGAAGAAGCAGAUGCUUCUUAGUAGGUGAUAAGAGGAUACUUGAGAACAGAUAUGUUCCUGCAGUCAAGUCAUAGUCAGGAAACCAGAUAUCUGGAAACCUGUAUGUACUUGUCAGUGGUUAGUGAAUGCAUCAGACUGGUCUAGGGAUGUGCAUGCUUUCUGUCAACAUGGAAAUAUUUGUAUCUCAAUUGAACGCCUUGGCACUUUUGAGAAAAAAAAUUGCAUUAGGAAUUGAUGGACUACAUUCACAGUUUGUGGUUUUUGUUUUGACUGUAUAUAUAAAAAUAGGCAAUGUUAAAGUAAUUUAUAAAACUUAAAAGCAUAUUAUUUGAUUAAAACAAAAUGGUAGUUGGAUACUAAAUCAUGAAUUGUGAUAUGCUGAAAUGUAUAUAGAUAGUUAAAAAACAUAGCUGAUGCAAAUUCUCCAUUAUUUUAUUUAUUAAUUUUUUUUUUUUUAUUCUGAAAAUUCUCUCAUGACCUGUGUGUGAGAAUAUAUACUCUCUAUCUAUCUGAAAUUUCACUGGCAGUAAAGCUUGUGGCCACAUAUACACAGUGUGUAUACUUGCUGUGUUUCUGGCCAUAAUCAGAAGAUGACUAGUAGUGGGGGGGAAAUUAGAUACAACAAGGAAGGUGCAGUAGUGUAUGAUACAAUUUUGUUGAGAAGAGGGGGCUGAAAGAAUGAAAGCACAUUUAAUUAAAAUGAAGUAUUUAUAUAAGAUCACUGAUUGAGAAAUUGCAUUCUUUAGCUUUUCUGGCUUGGUACAUGAAUAAUAAUAGAAGGUUCUAUUAACCACCCUCAAAAAAAUUAAGAAAUUUAAUAAAAAAAAAAAAAAAAGACAGCAUAUCAAGUUCUAGUUUUGGUCAACAAUCAGACUUGGAUUUACAGGUUUCUCUUCAGGUGAACUAGUUUAAUUUUUGUAACUUUUUAUUUUUUUAUUUUUUUAUUGAUACAACUGUACUAAGGUAGGGUGAAAAACAUUGUAGGCACUAUGUCUCUUUUUCUCAUUGAAUUGGUUAUAGUGCCCAGGUGUUCUCCAUUCAUUGCUAAACUAUUUUUAAAGCAGUUGAAACUUCCCACAGUCAUGCCCUUACACACUGCAUGUGUAGCUAUAACAAAGAUUACACACUUCAUUCUAACCAUACCUGUGAGAGGCUGAAGGCGGUCAGCUGACAUUCUCAGCCACUGUUGCCUAUGCUUUCUCAUUAGCCCAAGCAGCACAAAGGGGUGAGCUGCUUUGAACUCUUGUAUAGAAUUAAAACAAACAUUAAAAACUAUUUGGCAUUGAAUGGAAAGACAGUCAGGGGACUCCGGACACACUAGCUACUUAAAUAAGAUCAAAUAGAUUCCGUGCCUGCAGUGUCCAUUUACUAACAACUUCUCUAGAGGGGAAAAUCAGAUUAUAUAACUUCUGUUUUCAAAUUGUCCUUAUGAAAGGUCAUUUUUCAAAUUGCCAGUGCAUGUGAUUCAUUUUUUAUUUUUAACAUUAUUUUAGAAACAUAUUUUUGUAUAAACACAUUGUGACUUUUGUGAACACUCGUGAUUCUGUAGUAAAACAUGUUAUUCAUUUUAAUCACAAGCAUUGCUUGAUUUCUCCACUUUUUAACUUGGUGUGAAAAAGGCAAAAAGCCAUGCUUUUUUUAUUUUUUUAUUUACACGUUGUAUCCCAGAUUUCUUAUUCCUAUUAUUUCAGGAAUCGAUAAAUUUAAAGGUCAAUACAUGCAUAACCGAGAUUACAAGGAACCUGCCCGUUAUACCGGGAAACGUGUGCUUAUAAUAGGACUGGGAAAUUCAGGAGCUGAUAUAGCAGCUGAAUUGAGCCGCACAGCUGAAAAGGUAGAGUUUGAUGUGACAACUUUACAGUAGGUACAAAUUUAAGAUUUUUGUUUUGUGAUAGUUAUAAUGCAUGUAUCAAAAUACACCAGAUUUUUUUACAUUAUUGUCACAGUAUCCUAUUGUAUCAUUGAGGAAAAAUAUCAGAGAGACCAAGUUUUGCCAUAGUAGUCUUUCCAACAGUUUUCCAUGCCAAUGUCAUUGACAGCCUGCCAGUUUAAUUUGUAGCUAAACCCACCAACCAAAUAGCAAGAACUGCAGCACGUUUAUCCAAUAUCAGGGUACUUAUCAAAGCUUGAUAAAGACCAUAAUAGGUUGAAACAUUACUAUGUGAAGGCACAAGAAAGGGAAUUUGAUUUUUAUUAGACAUUUGCAGUUUCUUAUCCAAAGUUCUUAACUCAAAGAUGCUAUAUAACCGAAUCACAAAUAAUUUCUGUCUGGCACCAAAAAAGAGAGGGUUAAUGGGGAAAAGGGCUGAUUGAUGACAAUGAUAACCACACUAAAUGCUGAUUUGAUUCACAGAUCAAGUGAAAAAUGACCAGUAGGGAGGAAUGAGGGAUAUAUAAAAAAAAAUACUGUAAAAAAGAGAGCCCCAAAAAAAUAUAAUACUAAUUAGAAAAUAAAUUUUAAACCGUAUCACUAAUAUACACAGUCUUGUGAUACCUCAAACAUAUAAUUAAACUAGCAGCUAAGACACAGUAAGAACUUCCCAAAUUCUGAGAAUUGAAUUUGCAAUAUAUAUAGUGUCAGCGCUUAAUGAAUCUGUCCCUAUGAGUUAAUCUCAGGGAUACCAUAAAAACAAUUUUAUACAAUAAAAUAACCUGAUAGAGAUAUAUAUAUAUAUAUAUAUAUAUAUAUAUAUAUAUAUAUAUAUAUAUAUAUAUAUAUAUAUUCCAAAGUCUUGCAUAAACUUAAAAAUAAACAGAUGAAAAAAUAAAAUAGUCACAAAGGGGAAUAGGCAAAAUCUGUGUCCAUAUCAGUGUUGAGUUCCGUGGUAACCUGGUUGUACAUUGGGAAUUAAAGAAACAAAAAAUAGUGUAGCACUGUAUGUUUAUUGCCCUUAUACGCAACACCUCCCUCCCCAAGUCAGAAACUCUUACAGAAUAAAAAUGUGGUACUUUAUCUCUAAGGACCACUUUCUCAGUGGUCCUUAGAGAUAGAACCACUGACAUACAUAGCACUUUGGUUUCAUACAGGGGGCUCCAGUAUCUAGCGAGACUUACUCCAGUGUUCCUCCAGGUUCAGAUCGUGAACAGUCAGCUUCAGUGCACGAGGCAGAAGCUGUUUCCUCUGAGGAUCGGUUUUCUCUAUUACUUCUUCUCAUUUGAUCUGUUAUGCAAAUGGUACCAAAAUGCACCUCUCAGUGUACUGCACGAUAUGGAAAUUUUUGCACACUUUUGGUUUGACAGAAUCUUUUUUUAUUUAUUUUUUUUUUAUUUUUUAUUUUUUAUUGAAAUUUUAUCUGAACUAACACACCAUACAAAUGAGUUCAAGACCACUUUAACUAAUUUUAGAAUUAAUUUGGCAGAAUCUAAUUUUUUAUUUUUUUGCCAUGCACAUGACGAAAGCAGUCUUUUUUUGCCACAACUCUAAGGUUAGCAUGUGGUAUUGCCUCAGAGGGGAUAUGAUAACAUUAUACAAAUAUCUCUGGUGUCAAUACAAACCAGUGUGUGAAAUCUAUUCACAAACAGGGCUACACAUAGGACACAAGGUAAUGCGUUUGGACUGGAAGAAAGAAGAUUUAGUUUAAAGCAAAAGAAAGUGUUUUUUUUUUUUUUUUUGUUUUUUUUACCAUAAGAAAAAUAAGGAUGUGGAAUUCUCUGCCUGAAGAAGUGGUUUCAUCAGAGUCCAUACGGAUGUUUAAACAGCAACUAUAUGCAUACUUGCAAAAACAGAAUAUUCAAUAAUAUAAUUUUUCAACUGUAGGGUAAUAGCUUAUUGAUCCAAAAAUACAUCUGACUGACAUUCUGGGGUCAAGAAGGAUUUUAUUUCCUAGUUUGUUGCAAACUUUGAAGUGGUUCAAACUGGCUUGUGUUGCUUUCUUUUCAAUAAACAGCAAAAAGCAGAUGUAAGGAAGGCUGAACUUGAUGUACACAUGUCUCUUUUCAGCCUAUGUAACUAUAUUGGAGAGAUACCCCUUUGACCAAUUGUAAUGUCAAAAUACAUCUUCAAUGGUUUUGUCACUGUUGUGUAGCAUAUAACUGUAAGAUCUGAUGCUAAACAUCAAGAUCUAAACUACACUGUACUGCUUUAACCCCCCAAGACCGGAGGGCGUACUAUUACGCCCUAUUUUAGGCGGUUCUAAACGCCACCGGGCGUAAUAGCAUGCCCUCCGUUUUUUUUUUUGUUUUUUUUACUUACCCGGUCGCCGGCGAUCGCGGUUGGCAGGACUCCCAGGGAGCCCCCCCGCGGCACGUCCGACCUCCUGAAGCCCCCCCAGCCAUGUGAGGACCUCACAAUCACAUGGCCGGGUUAGCUGCCUGCUUCAUUGCCGACAGGUAGUCUCCCUGCUGGCUGAAUUUAAAGAAAAUAAAAGUUAAUAAAGUGUAAAAAAUAAAUAAAUAAAUACUUAGAUUUUAUUUAUUUAUAUAUAUAUAUAUAUAUAUAUAUAUAUAUUUAUCAAAUUACACGUAGACUGAUACUGAUUAAAUAUUAUAUAUAUAAUAUUAUAUUUAUAAUAUAAAAAAUAUGUAAAUACGUAAAAAAAUAAAAAAAAUAAUUAAAAAUAAAAAUAUAUAGAUGUGUUAUUUCGUUCUAACUGUAUUGUGAUAUUAAUAUAAAGAUUUAUAUCAAAAUACACAUAGAACAAAAUAAUAUAUCUAUAUACAUAAAUAUAUACGUAUAUAUCACUUUAUAUAUACCUAUAUAUAAAUAAAAAUAUAUAUUUUUAAAAAAAUAUAUACAUAUAUUAAUUCUACACAUAUAUUUAUGUAAUAUUUUUACAUAAUUAGGUAUCUUAAUUACAAUUAGCAGGACCUGUCUGACAACCCAUGCCGAAAGUAAAGGGAAUUUAAUUUGCUAGCACUAUAUUUAACCCUAUAACUUUCCAAGACACCAUAAAACCUGUACAUGGGGGGUACUGUUCUACUCGGGAGACUUCGCUGAACAUAAAUAUUAGUGUUUCAAAACAGUAAAAUGUAUUACAACGAUGAUAUCGCCAGUAAAAGUUACUUUUUUUUCAUUUUUCACGCACAAACAGCACUUACACGGACAAUAUUAUUGUUGUGAUACUUUUUACUGUUUUGAAACACAAAUAUUUGUGUUCAGCGAAGUCUCCCGAGUACAACAGUACCCCUCAUGUACAGGUUUUAUGGUGUUUUCAAAAGUUGCAGCGUCAAAUAUAAGGCUUGUGUUUCAUUUUUUUUCACAUUAAAAUUCGCCAAAUUGGUUAGGUUGCCUUUGAGACCCUAUGAUAGCCCAAGAAUGAAAAUUACCCCUAUGAUGGCAUACCAUUUGCAAUAGUAGACAACCCAAGGUAUUGCAAACUGGUUAUGUCCAGUCUUUUUUAGUAGCCACUUAGUCACAAAUACUGGCCAAAAUUGGCGUUUUUUGCAUUUUUCACAUGGAAACAAAUACUAACGCUAACUUUGACCAAAUGGCUACUACAAAAGACUGGACAUACCCCAUUUGCAAUGCCUUGGGUUGUCUACUAUUGCAAAUGGUAUGCCAUAAUGGGUGUAAAUUUCAUUUCUGGGCUACUAUACAGUCUCAAAGGCAAUAUAACCUAUCUGGCGAAUUUCAAUUUCAAAUGUAACGUGCUAUAUUUGACCCUGUAACUUCCCAAAACGCCAUAAAAACUGUACAUAGGGGGUACUGUUUUACACGUGAGACUUUGCUGAAUACAAAUAUGUGUAUUUUAUUGCAGUAAAAGCAAACAGUAUUAUGACCUUGACCAUUAAUGUCAUGUAGAACAAAAAAAAUCUUUUCUACAAUUUUUCAUAUUAAAUUAUGUUUCAUAGCUAACUAUUUGAUAUUAAAUGAAAGCCCUGUUUCCCCUGAAUAAAAUGAUAUAUAAUAAGGGUGGGUGCAUUUACUAUGAAAGAGGUGAAUUGCGGUUGGACAGACAUGUAGCGCAAAUGCCAGGUUUUGUUUACAUUUUGUUUUGUUCAUUUGGCUCAGUCCUUAAGGGGUUAAAUAUCUCUCAUCCUGACUAUUAUUUGCAAUUUGAUCCACACGCAUGUUCUACAGCAGUUUUUUUAUGGUGUGUAAAGCUGCAGUGGUGCAUCUAUCCAUGGUAUUUUGUUUGGAAGCAUUACAGGCAAAUUUUUAAUGACUUUUUUGAUUAAAAAAAUAAAUAAAUAAAUGAUUAAACAUAUUCUUCAGGUCUUUACAGUGAAAAGGAGAGCUUCAUUUUCCAUAAGUCAGAGUAGGCAUCUGCCUUAUAACAGUUGCCUGUUUCAAGAAUUUAUAAUGUACCAUUUUGAAGCUCUGGUCAGCUGGUGGAGAGAGCCUUAGUCCAUAUACUUACUAGUCUAGUCAGCCUCCUAUGCUUGAUAGAGCUGCCAGAGCAGUUAUAUGGGGUGUAAAAUCCAGUGUGCCCCAGUUCCUACAGUGUCUGUCUUUGAGGAUGUAUAGAAUGUGGAAGUGAUCUAUUCCCAUCUGUUUACUAAAAGCCUCUCACACAGGAAAUACCAUGCAGUAGUAGCAGCAAUAAGUGAUGUAUAAGUCAUACGGGAUAACUGUUCUUGCAGUUCUACAUUUACUUGUAGGAGAAUGACCACUACAGAAGACAGGGGAUCACCUAACUCUAACCUUAAAACCCAAUAAUCAUUAAAAAAAAAAAAACCUCUUUACCACAACUGUAACUCAUCUGAAGAUGUAAGUCCUCUUAACACUAAAAGCCUUGUGUAAACUAGCUCUGAUUAUAUAUAUAUUUUGAAGAUGAGAGCACUCAGUGGAUUUUUAAAGAAACAAAGUGUAUUUAAAUGUUGCCAAUGGGGAUCAACGUUUCGACCUAAGGGUCUUUUUAUCAAGAUGGCAAUACAGUGCUUAAUUCACAUAUCACUCAAUACCAGCUCUGAGGUUUCUUGUCUUUCCUUAGAUUUUGAUCACCAUUUCUCGUUUACUCUCCGUAUUGGUUUUGUGUCACUGUUUCCUCACAUUGUCUUUUUUUGUCACAGUUGUUACUUUUCCACAGUAGUUACACCAUUCACCUGCGCUCCUCAGUAUCACACUUUCUUUUUCUCCAUCACACUCACUUCUUUUACUCUUCAUUUCACCUUUACUCAUCACUCUAUGCUUUAACCAGUUCCUAGACACCUGAUUUUCCUCCAUGGUUAGAUUUUAUUAUUGAUACUUCUAUUAUACUCUCGGUACUCCCGAUCCCUCAUGUUCACUGCAUUACUUCCGUCAACAGUCUUUAGUCGCUAUGACAACGAUUUGCGUGGAUAAGUCACCACGCCAUCACGCACGGGUCACUUCCGGGUUAACGAGCUCUGUCCACUCACCUCGAUCACCUGCACAGGGUAAGGCACUAAUAUUUGUUUUACAGACACUAUAUAAACACAAAUUAAGAACUGUAUUGCCAUCUUGUUAUUGAAACGUCGAUCUCCAUUGGCAACAUUUAAAUCCACUUUGUUACUUUGAAAAUCCACUGAGUGCUCUCAUCUUCAUUAUUUAUCUUCACAUAUUCAGCACAGAGCAGCACCUUGGUGUAAGUUGUUUCUAUUACUUCAAGAUAGAGUGCCAGACUCAUCGUUUUAUAUAUAUAUAUAUAAUUAGUGUUUUUAAUCUGCUAAUUAUUUAUUUGGGGAGGCGACCCAUCUUGUCUAGGCAACAGGUGUAGUAAUAUGUAUUUUAGUCAUUCAUGACAUUGAGGUAGAAGAAUAGAUGUAAAAUAGGUUAAUGCAAGCAGUAGUAAAUAGUUUUUACAUUCUAACUAAUAGGAGAGUGGCUCUGGUCAUCAUAUUCUACACUCAAUGUGGUUCAUAUUUUAGGAGUCAAAAAAUGACUGGUUAGCAAUAAAUUAAUGUAUGAUCCUCUUUGCUGGAGUUACGUAGUAGACCAAGGUUUUAAAACCAGACACAAAUUAAACAUUAUGUACUUCCUUCAGACCACCUCUGAGUGUAUUACCAUCACUUUAUUAUAUUUGGCAUGAAGUUGUUCAGAUUUCGUUAAUGCCUUCCAUGCUUCAGUGGCUGUAGUUAUAAAAGUUAUGGAUUUAAAACUGAAUGAAAUACUGAUCCUUGGAAAGACCUUCUUUGUAUUUUGACAUAGGGUUAUUAUUUUAGGGAGGUCCCUUGACCAAUUUUAGAGGUAGAUCUUUCCACCUCUAUUCUACCAUUCCUCCAUCUUGCCUUACGUUCUUGAAUCGUAUAUAGAUCUGUUACACUUCUGCAAGCUAUACCUCUGCAGUUAAGUUAAAAUUAGAUGGCUAGAUAUAGAAAUUAAUACUUUUUUUCUGUGCUAACUAUAGUGGGAGAAAACUAAACUGCUCAGAGAUUUUUAUAUAUAUUUUUUUUUAAUGAAAAUUACAAAUGAGACAAACAACCUCUAUAUCUGAAUAAACAAACCACACAAUUGUAAAAAUAGUCUUCUUUGGUUUAAAAACAAGCUAACAUAAUUUUCUUCAAAAUACUGCACUAUAAAAAACUGGUUAGAGAUGUCCCCAUAAAAAAAUAUAUUCAAAAGUGCAAAGUAAAAACCAUGUGAUAUCACAAAAAAAACAAAAACAAACUUGCAUUUUACAACUAAAAUCCAGAAGUAGGGGGGCGUGGCCAACUGCCGAAGUGAGCGUAUGCAUGGAGUGAAAGCUCCGGUCCUGAAUGACUUGAAAGCCUGAUUUAAACAAGCUGCACAGCCCUACCAUUACCUGGUAAGCUACCGGACACGAUCUACUCGAUGGCACCUGCCAAACAAACAAAACUGACGGACCAAAUCCGCCCUGCCAGAAAAGACAGUUUGUGGCCUAUUCAAGAUGGCGACGACGGCUCAGCCAUCUGAAGCACCGCUGGAGUCAGACCAAGACGCAAGUCAUUAUACUGACGCUCCGGUCACCAUAAAAAGGCUGUACGCCAUGCUGCAAGACUUCAGAGUCACGCUCCAGUCUGAUCUCAGGCGGGCGACAGGUGAAAUUAAAAGAGUUCUCUGACCUGGGUGAGAGGACGAACCGGCUGGAAGCCUGCACAGAAAAAAUAUGCACAGAGCACGACACGCUCGCUGACACGGUGCACCAAAUAGUGGAAGAACAGCAAAUGCUUAAACGCAAACUAGCGGACUUGGAGGACCGGUCCAGGAGGAACAAUGUCCGCUUCCGCUGUAUUUCUGAAACGGUGAGCACAGAUGAGCUAUCAGCUUAUAUUACGGCCUGAACAUAACAAAACACUACGGCCUGACAUAACUGAGGAGGACUGGGUGCAUGAAUGGAUGAAUGUUAAGGGUCUUAACAGCCCUCACAAAUGCAGACUAACAGCCCAGGAGAUGACUAAAUCCAGAGCGGCCAUAGUGUGCUUGCAGGAGACUCCUUUUUUGCACAUGCAAACCACCCUCCUUCAAGGUUAGGCAAUUUCCCCAGGCCUACCAUGCCAUGUCCCGCACUAAAUCUAAAGGGGUGUCCGUAUAUUUCCACAGGGACUGGGUAUUCACUCCUACCACACAUGUCAGUAAAGACGGUAGACUGCUCAUAUUAGUGGGCUUCUUGAACGGUCUCCAAAUUACAAUCGCCUCACUGUAUGCCCCAAAUGAUACACAGAAAUCCUUCCUGACCAUGGCGUUACGCAAAAUAGAAAAGUAUAAAAUCGGACACACUUUCAUUUGCUGGGAUUUUAACUGUACCCCGGUCCCGCUUAUGGACAUACAGAGGGCUCAAAACCAACCCCCCAAGCAUGUGCCAGCCUCUCUACGCCGCCACUUAGCACAUCUACUGCACUCUCACGACUAUUACGAUAUAUGGCGCAACUUGUAUCCUGGCGCAAGGGACUACAAGUUUUAUUCCCCAGUACACAUGACAUACGCUAGAAUUGACCUCUGCUUAUUUGAUAAACGUACGCUACCACAUGCCAGACACAUGUAUAUAGGACCUAUUACAUGGUUGGACCAUGCCCCACUAGUCAAAAGAGUACAGUAUUACCAGUGGAACACAUACAUAAAGAAAUAAAACGAGAUUCUCAUACACCUUAGUGAGUACCCUUCGCCCUCACAUCAAACAAAGUUUACAUACAAUAUACCCCAUAUUGUAUGUAAACUUUGUUUGACAUGCCCCACUAGUGAUUACUAUGAAAAAUACCACACCUAGCCAGAGGGAGAGGCGCAUGGCUUGGUGCUACUUCUAAGCGCUGUUUCUAAGUGUCUAGUUGGAGAUAUUCUGGAGAGUUUUACAGAAGCUUCAACUGUCUAAGAGUUGUGCUAAGAGCUUUCUUUUCUACUGUUACAGGUAAGAUUCAUCUGUAGGAAAAGGUUACUGAUUGCACAAGGUUUGAAUUCCUGUUGGUACUUAUAAGGCAUUUGAUUUGAUUAAGCUAGUUACUUGCUAUUGAUUGCUGGUUAAUUAGCUAUUGUUUGCAAAUAAGCAGUGGCCUACUCAGAUGUUAAACAUUCCUAGUGGGGUGGUGAUUUUAGGAGUUAUAUAAGGCUUGGUGUCAUUAGCUUGUCUAAUAUAGAUUGGUGCUACUUCUAAGUGCUGUUUCUAAGUGUGUAGUUGGAGAUAUUCUGGAGAGUGCUGUUUCUAAGUGUCUAGUUGGAGAUAUUCUGGAGAUAACCUGGAGGUAAUCUGAGGUAUUCAGGAGGAUAAAUACAAAGUUAAGAUUUGUUAGAUUUAAAUUAUUCUCCUAAUUGGAAUGGCAGACUUAGUUCAGUGUAACAAUUGCAAUGCGUUUGUUUCACGUUCCACUUUUUGGAGGUUUGAUUGUUGUCUAAUCUGUAGACAGUUCUCUAUCUUGCGGCAGGAGAUUGUAUUUUUGAAGUCUGAGAUUUGUAAAUUAUCUGGUGAACAAAUUCAGACUGGAACUGCUGCAAAGCAACUGUCGCAGAGACAAACUAGGAAAGGCAGAUGGAUUACUGUAGGAUCUGGUAGACUUAGAGUUGUGGAUAAAAGGCAUUUUGCACAGUCUGUUGCUCUUCAUAAUUCAUUUUCUGCAUUUUCAGAGCGUAAUGGUGUUGUGGAGAGAGGCACUGAGGCUAGUGGUGUUGUGGAGAGAAGCACUGAGGCUAGUGGUGUUGUGGAAAGAGGCACUGAGGCUAGUUGUGUUGUGGAGACCGGCUUGGAGACUAUGGUGAGGCCUAAUAGAAAGCAGUUGUUGUUGGGGGAUUUCAUUAUAAGAGGUGUGGAGAUGGACAAUGGUGGUCUUGUGAGGUGUCUUCCCGGAGCUACUGCUCACAGAGACAGGAGAUGUAUCUGUAAUAUUGUUAAGCAAGCAAAGCAGGAAGGGGAAUUGGAUGUACUUGUCCAUCUAGGGACAAAUGACUUGGCUUGUAAUGAGGUUUCAGAGGUUAAGGAAGUUUUUAGUGUUUUUGCCAAUGAUAUACGGCAGGUUGCUUCCACACUGUCAUUCUCUGAAGUUCUGCCUGUGCAUAACACUCAGAACGACAGGCGGAUGCGUAUUAGGGACUUUAAUUUGUGGCUUGGUGAAUGGUGUCGGGAGCAAGGAUUUGGCUUUAUUUCUCAUGGUAGCUCUGUUUGGAAUGGAGAUAAGCUGUACAAAAAAGAUGGUUUGCAUCUUUCUCAAAAGGGAACAAAUGUUCUCAGUGAGCAGUUCAGAGGUUUUGCUAGGAUGUAUUUAAACUAGGAGGGGGGGCAAAAGGGUGAUAAAACAUCAAUCCAAUUGUCCCCCAAAAUAAGAUCCAUGAACUUUUGGCAAUAAUGGCAAGUGAUAGUGUAGAUUUAGUUGCUGUUACUGAGACAUGGUACAAUGAGAAAAAUGACUGGGACAUAGCAAUACCAGGGUACUCUUUAUAUAGGAAAGAUAGGGAAGGCAAGAAAGGGGGAGGGGUGGCCUUGUAUGUGAAGGAUAGCAUAAAAUCUAACCUAAUAAAAGUUAGUGAGGCAAACAUAGAGUCCAUUUGGGCUACGUUAGAAUUUGGUAAUCACACAGUAACUCGUGUAGGUGUGAUUUAUAGGCCCCCAGGACAAAUUGAAGAGUUAGAUAAUCUACUAGUUGAGGAAAUAACUUCCCCCUUCAUUGCCAUUUUAGCUAUCAUCAUGGGUGACUUUAAUCUUCCUGAUGUAAAUUGGAAAACAAAAUUAGCUACUUGUGCCAGGAGCACACAUAUUCUAAACUCCCUACUGGGAUUGUCUCUAAAACAAGUUGUUGAGGAGCCAACUCGUAAAGAGGCCAUACUAGAUUUAGUGUUAACAAAUGGAGAUUUGGUAUCAGAUAUUACUGUAGGUGAAAGUAUAGGAUCCAGUGAUCAUCAGUCAGUGUGGUUUAAUAUAAGAACAGUGACUGAGUCACACCACACAAAAACAAAAGUUUUAGACUUUAGAAAAACAGACUUUUCUAAAAUUAGAAUAUGGGUAGAGGAGUCAUUAUCAGACUGAAGCAAUUUAAAUGGAGUCCAAGAGAAAUGGGAUUAUUUAAAAGUUGCACUAUUGAAGGCAACAGAAAAUUGCAUUAGGCUUGUCAGUAAAAGCAAAAAAUUCAAGAAACCACUGUGGUACUCCGCAGAUGUGGCCAAAAUAGUUAAAAACAAAAAGUUAGCAUUUAGGAAUUAUAAAAAAAACCCAGAGUGAGGAAGACAAAAUUAUCUAUAAGAUUAGGCAGAAAGAGGCUAAGCAAGUUAUAAGAGCUUCCAAAUCACACACAGAAGAGAAAAUAGCACAGUCAGUAAAAAAGGGGGAUAAAACAUUUUUUAGAUACAUAAAUGAGAAAAGAAAAGUAAAACAAGGAUUAAUUAGAUUAAAAACAAAAGAAGGAAGGUAUGUAGAAGAGGAUAAAGGUCUAGCUGACUGCCUCAAUGAAUAUUUUUGUUCUGUAUUUACAGAUGAAAAUGAAGGAAAGGGACCUCAGUUGAGAAAAAGGAUAAAUGAGUCAUUUAUUACACGUGAGUUUACAGAGGAAGAGGUUCUAUUUCAACUAUCAAAAGUAAAGACAAAUAAGUCAAUGGGACCUGAUGGAAUACACCCAAAGCUAUUAAAAGAGCUUAGUGGUGUACUAGCAAAACCAUUAACAGAUUUAUUUAACCAAUCAUUGUUAACAGGAGUAGUCCCAGAAGAUUGGAAGUUAGCGAAUGUUGUGCCCAUUUACAAGAAAGGUAAUAGGGAGGAGUCGGGCAACUAUAGGCCAGUAAGCCUUACUUCAGUAGUGGGGAAAGUGAUGGAAACCAUGUUAAAGGAUAGGAUUGAUGAACAUCUAAAAACACAUGGAUUUCAAGAUCAGAGACAACAUGGGUUUACUUCAGGGAGAUCAUGCCAAACUAAUCUUAUUGAUUUUUUUGAUUGGGUAACUAAAAUUAUAGAUCAGGGUGGUGCAGUAGACAUUGCUUACCUAGAUUUCAGUAAGGCUUUUGACACUGUUGCACAUAGAAGGCUUAUCAAUAAACUGCAAUCUUUAAGUUUGGAUUCCAAUAUUGUUGAAUGGGUAAGGCAGUGGCUGAGUGACAGGCAACAGAGGGUUGUAGUUAAUGGAAUAUAUUCGAAGCUUGGACUUGUCACCAGUGGGGUACCUCAGGGAUCUGUACUUGGACCCAUUCUCUUUAAUAUUUUUAUUAGUGAUAUUGCAGAAGGUCUUGAUGGUAAGGUAUGUCUUUUUGCUGAUGAUACUAAGAUAUGUAACAGGGUUGAUGUUCCAGGAGGGAUAAGCCAAAUGACAAAUGAUUUAGGUAAACUAGAAAAAUGGUCAGAAUUGUGGCAACUGACAUUUAAUGUGGAUAAGUGCAAGAUAAUGCAUCUUGGACGUAAAAACCCAAGGGCAGAGUACAGAAUAUUUGAUAGAGUCCUAACCUCAACAUAUGAGGAAAGGGAUUGAGGGGUGAUUAUUUCUGAUGACUUAAAGGUAGGCAGACAAUGUAAUAGAGCAGCAGGAAAUGCUAGCAGAAUGAUUGGUUGUAUAGGGAGAGGUAUUAGCAGUAGAAAGAGGGAAGUGCUCAUGCCAUUGUACAGAACACUGGUGAGACCUCAUUUGGAGUAUUGUACACAGUACUGGAGACCGUAUCUUCAGAAGGAUAUUGAUACCUUAGAGAGGGUUCAGAGAAGGGCUACUAAACUGGUUCAUGGAUUGCGGGAUAAAACUUACCAGGAAAGGUUAAAGGAUCUUAACAUGUAUAGCUUGGAGGAAAGACGAGACAGGGGGGAUAUGAUAGAAACAUUUAAAUAUAUAAAGGGAAUCAACACAGUAAAGGAGGAGACUAUAUUUAAAAGAAGAAAAACUACCACAACAAGAGGACAUAGUCUUAAAUUAGAGGGACAAAGGUUUAAAAAUAAUAUCAGGAAGUAUUACUUUACUGAGAGGGUAGUGGAUGCAUGGAAUAGCCUUCCAGCUGAAGUGGUAGAGGUUAACACAGUAAAGGAGUUUAAGCAUGCGUGGGAUAGGCAUAAGGCUAUCCUAACUAUAAGAUAAGGCCAGGGACUAAUGAAAGUAUUUAGAAAAUUGGGCAGACUAGAUGGGCCGAAUGGUUCUUAUCUGCCGUCACAUUCUAUGUUUCUAUGUGUGAGGAACUGACUCUGCUGGGUUUCGAACCCUGGUUUACAUGGUGCUAAACCUUUUCCUUACCAGUAAACCAGCCUGCCUUUUGCAAAUUUACCUGAGAUCUGAUACCAUUGCUUGUAGAGUCAAGGUUAUCAGUGACAACUCUCUUCAGCUGUGUCUGGUCAGGUGUCUGGUUCUUGGCCUAUAAAAGCCACUUCCUGUCUCUGUACCUUUGCCAGAUUAUUGUGGUUCCUGUACUCUCUAAUCAAGCGUGUUCCUGUUUCUCCUUCCUGUUGCUGAAUUUGGACUGUUUUGACUUUGCUGCUUCUCCUUCCCACUGACCUCGGCUUGCCUCACUACGAUUAUCAUCUUUCUGUUCCAGUCUCCCAUCUCUGCUUAAGACCAGAAGGCCACUCAAGGCUCAGGGGCUCAACCACCUGGGUAACGAGUGGCUACCUCUGGCAGAAAACAUUGCUGAUCUGGCUACUGGACUCCAAAACUUUGUAACAUCAAUAUCAUUACACUAUGUUUCUCAAUGAAGCCCUGUUAGAUAACAAACAAUAUCUUCCCCCAACUUCAAGCAUUUCUAGACUCUUACUUUGAGGCACAUAUACACUGUGAAACCACACUCUCCACGCAAUGGGUGGCCCAUAAAGCAGUUAUGAGAGGCGAGCUUAUUAAUCUGGGAGCCAACACCAAAAAAGCAACAUGCACCGAGCAGGCUAGGCUGACUUGGGACAUUGCUGCCAUGGAAUCCGCUCACAAAACAAAUCCAUCCAAGCAGAACCACAAACGCUUACAGACCCUUAACACAGAAUUACACGACCUGAAAUUUAAAACGAUCGAAAAGUGCAUGCGCUACAUGAAACAAACCCAUUACAUGUGAGGGAACAAAGCAGGCAAACUCUUAGCCGGACGGCUGAAACAAAAAUAACUCUAGCCUAAAAUUCCCUACAUAACCUCCAAACGAGGAGAGAAGCUUUACAAUCCCCAGGACAUAGUCGACAAAGUAGUGGCGUAUUAUGCAUCGCUAUAUCAACUACACAAAGACCCAGAAACACAUCAGCCUUUGGCUACAGAAAUAGAGGCCUUCUUGGAGAGGAUGCCUCUCCCCCACAUCUCUCAAGAUCAGAGCAUGUACCUAGACAACCCCUUCACAGAGGUAGAACUCAGUGAUGCCAUUUACUCCCUCCCCAAACACAAAUCUCCUGACCCAGACGGGCUCUCUAAUUACUAUUACAUAAAAUUUGCAAAGCAAUUAGCUCCCCACCUGCUCCGACUAUUCAAUAAUAUCAAACAGUCUGGAACUAUAGCCCGAGAAAUGCUGGAGGCGUUUAUUGUCACACUUCCUAAGUCUAACAAACCCCCCACUAAUUGUGCCAACUUAGGACCAAUUUCCUUACUCAAUUCGGACAUCAAGUUAUAUGCCAAAAUGUUAGCAACAAGGGUCAAAACACUCUUUCCCACGCUCAUCGCCACCGAGCAAGCAGGGUUCGUACCUAGGAAACAGGUGGUAGACCACACCCGCCACUUCAAACCUUAUCGACUGGGCCAAUCACUCCUUACAGCAGGGCCUAGUGCUGGCGCUGGACACCAAAAGGCGUUCAACCGCCUGCAUUGGGGAUAUAUGGAACGUACGCUGAGCAAAAUGGAAUUUCCUCCCGCUUUCCUGGCGAGUGUAAUGGCCCUUUACCAGCACCCAUCAGCGAAAGUCUUUAGCACAGGCUUUUUAUCUGCACCUUUCUCCAUAGCCAAUGGUACGCGCCAGGGAUGCCCAUUGUCUCCACUUAUCUUCAUCCUAUGUCUCGAACCCCUGUCACGGCUUAUAAACAGCAACAUACAUGGCUUGUUAACUCCAGGUGGCACAAACAAGAUGGCACUGUUUGCUGACGAUAUUCUCAUGUUUAUCACCAAACCAACAAUCUCCAUCCCCACACUCCUAGGGCUCCUGUGUGAAUAUGGAGGGGUAUCAUAUUACAAAAACAACACUUCCAAGACACAAGCACUACCGAUCAACCUACCGCACCACAUACUGACCAAACUGACCUGUGAGUAUGCAUUCGACUGGCGCAAAUCAUCCCUCACAUACCUGGGGAUCAAACUGACGAAAACAUAUCAAGCCAUCCUAAAAAAGAACCACUAUCCCGUAGCGCAUAAACUCAAAACAACCUGAGAGAAAUGAGUAAACCUAGAGAUAUCCUGGUUAGGCCAUGUAAACACAAUUAAAAUGAUGGCACUACCCCACAUCCUCUACCUCUUCCGUACGCUGCCAAUAGUGAUACCGAACUAAUUGAUCAAACUACUACAAGCCACUAUCAAUGCGCACGUUUGGAAGCAAAAGCCUCAGAAAGUAGCCCAGUGUAACCUAGGGCUUAAUUACAUCAGAGGGGGCCUAGGAUUGCCGGACGUCAAGACUUAUUACAGAGCCUCGGUCCUAGCGCAGAGGGUACACAUACUGAGACUCAGCAGACACAUUCCAGCCAAUCAGCAGCAGACCCUCCCUCCCACCUCCUGGACAGCAUCCAUUUUACAUUCAUUGUGAAGCUGCAUUCUUAGUGAGCUGUCCAGGAGGUGGGAUGGUCUGGGAGGGAGGGUCUGCUGCUGAUUGGCUGGAAUGUGUCUGCUGACUGUGAGGUAGAGGGUCAAAGUUUAUGUUCGCCGAACCGUUUGGGACAUCACUACUGACCAUGUUAAACUGUUGCUAUAUACUGCUAAGUAACGAUUUACGCACAUAACAUUGUCAACUGGACGUAAUGUAUGAUUCUACCCUGUUUAACUCAAUAAAAAAAAAACUAUAUAUGGGGAGGAAAAAAAUCCAGAAGUAAACCACUAAUGUACUAAAAAGCACAAUGAUAAAAACAGAAUUACAAUACACUUGUGGUUGCAAGGGAUACAGUGUGAUAAUAUGGUACUGAUGUGUUGUACUGCUUAGUAUACAAUCCCCUCCUUGUGGAAACAAUGACGACAAUAUGUGGUCACAGUGUUAUCAAAUUUGAAGAUACACUCUGCAAUACAUGCAGAGAAAUAGUGCUCUUUGUAGAAUUAGACAUCCUGUUUUGUGGAUCAAUAUGUCCACUUCAUCAGAGGCUGCUGCCAUUAAUUAGGAUUGGACUUGUAUACCCCAUUGUCUGUAGUUUUUAAAGACACAAAUACGUAUUGCUAGGUUCUUUUAGCAAAAUGGCCACCAAACUUGUACGAAACAGAAGUCAUCCAAAACUAUGGUGCAUUUGUAGAAGAAUAUUAAAGGAACACUAUAGGGUCAGAAACACAAACAUGUAUUCCUGACCCUAUAGUGCUGAACCCACAAUUUAGGUGCUUUCCCAUUCCCCCUUUUAAAAUCCAUCUAAUUUUCAGCACUGUGCAGGUCCGCCAGCACUGUCCUCACCCCCUUGGUGACAUCAGAAUUGCCAAUUUUUAGCCAAUCCAAUGCUUUUCCAUGGGGAAAGCAUUGGAUUGGCUAAAAUUGGCAAAAGGGGUGGGGCUAAACACCGUUUUGGCCAAUCAGCACCUCAUCAUAGAGAUGCUUUGAUUCAAUGCAUCUCUAUGAGGAAAAUUCAGCGUCCCCAUGCACUACCCCAGGAAGCACCUCCAGUGGCCAUCUGAGGAGUAGUCACUUGGACGUGUCCCUAGGGUCAAUGUAAACACUGCCUUUUCUCUGAAACUGCAGUGUUUGAAUUAAAAUGCCUGAAGAUAAUGAAUAUACUUGCCAGAACAACUACGCUACAUGGUGUCCCUUUAAAUUAUACUUUGCUUUUGUAUUACACAGCCAUGUUAUGGUGCAGCCACUCACCAGAUGUGUUCCUAUUAAGAAAGAAGUGUGUAAAGGUUUAGAAAAAUACCCCUAUCUCAUUAGAGAUUUUAUGUUAUAACUGAAGACCGCAAGGUGAAUUGUUGGUGUAGGACUCGCCUACGAGGUUUUGCCUUGAUGUGGCAGAUGAGCUUAUACUUAAAUUGCCACUGGAGUGAUUUAAAAAAAAAAAAAAAAAAAACUCCAGCUGUUUAAGUGUGCAUGGUGAUUUUGGUUAGUGCGCAAGCAGGGCUGGUGCUUCCUAUAGGCCAACUAGGCGGCCGUCUAGGGUACUGCUUAAAGGGGGGCACUGACCCUGCAGCUUUAUGAUCAUCUGUGCUUCCCCUUUAUAAUUUUUAGCUUGCCGCCGGCCAUGUUCCCAGGCGCUAGGGAGCACUUACAUUUCUGCUUACUAGUGCCUGGUAAAACACUGGUGGCAUCCACAUCAAUGCGCUCAGCCAGACCAACUCCCAGAUAUGUAUUUUGGCAGACGGCAGCAGUGCAAUGCGCUUCAAUUGCUCGCUCCUGCCCCUUCCCCCUGUACGAGAGGACAGUGGGUGGGAACAUUUCUAAAGAACUGUACAGAAAAAAGUACGGGGGGCGCCAGACGCAGACACGAUGGACAUAGAAAAAGCAAUGAAGGUAAGAUGUGUAUCAGAGAAUGUGUUAGUCUACUUCAGUUAAUAUGUUUGUGUAUGUCAGUCUGUAUGGGUCAGUGUGCGUCAAUCUACAUGGAUCAGUGCGUGUGUGUUAGUCUGCAUGAGUGGGUGGAGCGAAUGGGGCGACAAAAUAUUUUUUACCUAUGCGGCAAAAAUGCUUGCACCGGCCAUGUGCACAAGUAAUUUUUUCCUUCGUUUUUUUAAAAAAAUUUUAUUGUAUAUUCUGGAAUGUGAUCUAAAGGAGUAAAACAAAAAAAUAAUUUGUGCUAAUUUUGGUAUUGAAGGAAAAAAAAUCAGCUUAACUGGUCAGUCGCACACCAGAUAAGCUCCAUUUACCUUGGUCUUCCUUUAAACUUUUUUUCAUUAAACCUCCAUAGAUGACCUUUAUGUCUCACAAAUAUUGCCUCUCCCAUUCCAUUAAAAUUGGAAAUAUGAACUAAAGUAUUUUCCCCUUUUGUAUUUUAAAAUUGUAUGCUUCACAGUUGUAUAUGACCCAGUUAUUGAAUGUUGAUUGUAAAUUUAUUUUUUAGUUUUAUACUUUUGUAUGUAUAUUCAUUUCUGUUUAAUUGUUAUAGUUAUAUUUCUUAUAUAUGCUUAUUUUUGCAGAACUGUAGGGUUGUUACAUAAAUUUUGUUUUUGUUACUUUGUAAAUCACAUUUUCUUUGCCAAUGAUGAAAACAAUUAGAAUGUAAUAAUAAAAUGCACCUUUUUUUUUUUUUUUUCAGGUCUGGCUCAGCACGAGGAGUGGGUCAUGGGUUAUGAGUCGUGUCUGGGAUAAUGGGUAUCCUUGGGACAUGGUUUACUUGACUCGCUAUCAGUCAUUCCUAAAUAGAAUUCUUCCAAGAGCUCUCUCAGACCUGCUUUAUGAAAACAUGAUGAACAAAAGAUUCAGCCAUGAAAAUUAUGGAUUGGUACCUGUGAAUAAGUAUGUUUUUUUUUUUUUUGGUUGGUUUGUUUUUUGGGGUUUUUUUAGAGUUAAAAAUCUCUGACCAUAGACUAUAAAUUGUUUUGUACUAGAGUUGAAUGCAUUGUGCAAGAUGUAUUCCAGUGGUUUCCCCACCCUAGAUCAUAGUGGACUUUGACUUCAAUGAUUCUAUGUCUAUUUCUUUUAGCAUUUAAAGCAGCACUGUCAUGUCGAACUUACCUUUCUUUAAUCGCUUCCUCUUCUCUCCCUCUGCCCGGAUCUGUUGUGUUCUUCAUUUCUUCCUGUCUGCUCUAGUUUUCUUUAAAACAUAAGACAAAGUAGGGACUACUUUGUCUUAUGAGGGUUUCCUACGCCUGACCAUCUAUGACCAGCGGAGGAGAAAAGUGUGCUCCGUUUCCUGAGGACAGAGCAUUUUCCCACAAUUUUCACCUUUCCUCCAUGUUCUUGCAAUGCCUCCUUUCUAUAUUCCCAAACGCCGACAAAACUUCCAAAUGUCUUCAUAACUUAAUGAGAGCAGAUUGUCCAUUUGUGUUAGGACGACAUUUGGGACUUUGGUUAAAAAUUUGAUUUGAAUGAAUGAAAUUCCAAUCUGAUCGCGGCUGCCUCUUGCAGCAGCUUAAUAGAUAGCUCCCUAAUUCCCAUGAUAUUUGGGAGCUAUCUACCAAAAGGCUGAAAGACCAAGAUUGGUCUUUCAGCCAACAGUACUAAUUAAUUAAUCGGCCUGUGGCUGCUAACUGUUGUAAAUAGUAGCAAACAUACUGCCCCCCUCCCCCCAAUAAAUGGCCCCAUGGUGGGUCAUCUCUUAACUAGCCUGGGGGGACAUCUCUUAACUAGCCUGAGUGGGGCGAAUUCAAGUAAACGGGUGGCAUAGGGCCCCCUUGGGCCCCCAACCAUGAGGAGCGGGUGGAGGUUUAAAUGAAAAUGGGGGAGGGACCUAUUACCCCCCCCCACCCAUGAGCGGCGAGUGGGGAAUCUAAAUGAAAAUGGGGGAGGGACCUAUUGUCCUUCCCCUCCCUACAGCCCCCACCCCUGAGUGGUGUUUGAGGAGGGCCCUAAAUUACAAUAAGGGGGGAGCCCCUUGUCACCCCUCGACACAAUAUUUUUUUAAUAAAUACCUACCCUACCCCCCUCACUCCAAAAAUAGUGAGGGGAACAAGAAAACUAAAUGCCUGUGAAUAAAAAAUAACUUGCCAUUUGAGGUCUUCUUUUUUCAGCCCCCAAAAAAGCCAAAUAAAAAGUAAUCAUACCCGUCGAACUUAUAAAAUAAAAAAUCAAACGAAAAAAAAAAAACACUAAAAAAAAAUAAUCCAUCUUCACCCAGCGAGGGCACCGCACAGACUGAGCUCGGUAGGGCAGGAAAAGGCUUAUAAAGUCUCUAAAUUUACCUGCCACAGAACUCUGGUUGGUUGGCUUGAAAUCCAACCAAUCAGAGUGCUCUGUCACUUUAUACAACGUGGAAAAGUUCUUUGGAAUUUUCCCAUGCUUUGUAAUUUGGCUCAUAACUUUGACUAUUAGGAGUCAAAUUACACAGCAUGGGAAAAUUCUAAAGAACUUUCCCACGCUAUGUAAAAUUACUCACAGCACUCUGGUUGUAUUUCAAGCUGAUGGAUUAUUAUUUUUUUUAUUUUUUAUUUUGCACUCAGGUUUUUUAUUUUAUUUGAUAAAUUUGAUGGGUAUUAUGGGUUUUUAUUUAGCUGAAAAAGAUUUUAGAAAAAAAGACCUCAAAUAGUAAGUUAUUUUUUUAUUUACAUGGAUUAGUUUUCUCGUUCCCCCUCACUAUUGUUAGGGUGAGGGGGGUAGGUAGGAAUUUAUGAAAUAUUUUUUGGUGGGGGGUGACUAGGGGCUUAAGGACACCUAGUCAGCUGGGGUUACAUUUAGCCCCCACUAUGCUCAUGGUUGGGGGGCCAGGAGGAAGGACAAUAGGUCUCCCCCUCCUACAUUUUCAUUUAGGGACCCAAACACCGCUCAUGGGGAUCCUAUGUCAUCCCAUUUACUUGAAUAGCCUCCACUCAUGGGGCAUUGUUAGGGGCUCGGGGGGGGGGCACUAUGUCCCUCCCCUGCUAGUUAAUAGAUGCCCCAUUUGUUAGAGGGGGGUUUACAACAGUGAGCAGCCACUUGCUGCUCACUGUUUAGUAGACAUGCCCCUACUCGUGACAUAGCAUGUAGGGGCAUUUGGGAGAUUUUAAUCUCCCUUAUGCUAAUAUCAUAUUGACCCCCAUAGAGUGAGGAAGGACAUGGUGUGCUUAGGAAGUGGUGGGGCGCACCGCUCCCUGCCGCUUCUAUUUUUACAUAUUACAAGGCGUGAGCUGCGAGCUGGUAGCUCCUUCCUUGUAAUAAACCAAACAAAUGAACUAAGAGGUCUUCGUUCAUUCAUUUGAAAUUUCUAUUCAUUUAUUCAUCUUUUUGACGAAUGAAUAGAUGAAAUUCCUGUGGCAAAUGCCCAAAUAUUUAACUGCACAGCACUAUCGAGGGUGGGCAGAUGACGUGUCCCACAGGGACUUCAUCUACCCACACAAAGAUUGCAGCGCCCAGGACCUAGGUCCGGGCACAAGAUAAAGAUGAAAAAAUAGAUAAGCUUGGGGGCUUAGGGACAUUUGGGGGUGACUAGGGGAACAAUUAGAUGUAGUGGAGUUAAAAACAAACAAACUGGAUUCGGCCAUGACCGUGCCGCUUUAAGAAGAUUAUGGAAGUUUCAGUCCAAAAUCAGACCAGACAGAGGUCAACUUUCCUGCUUUAUGUAGUGUCAGCCAUCAAAGCCAAAAUAAGAAUCUUAGCAGUUACUCAAUAAGGUCACAGUUGCUUAAAACCAUCUCUAUGGAAAAUAAAUAUGUCUAUAAAACAAUUUCUUUGUAACUGCUUGUGGUAUUGUAACUUUACAAAAAAGGUCCGUGCAGGCUUCAAGGAUCCUAAUGCCUGCUUUUUUAUGCAGCAUGUUCAACCUGUUAGGUGCCGAUAGCUUUUUCCUUUAUGUCCUCUACCAAUUUGUAGCACAAAUUGAAAUAUUGUAUUUUUGUGGUUUUUUUUUUUUUUUUUUUUUUGGCUUACUCUAAGUAUUCCAUUUUCUUCUUUCUAAUACUGUAUCAUUGAAAGGUUGCUCUCACUUUUAAUUGUUAUUAAUUAUUGAAGACUUAUUAUUAUUAUUUUUUUUUUUUACGAUUCCAGUAGAUUUCAUUACUACUCCAAAUUUUUUAAUUUACCAAACCAUCCUAUGGUUUAAAAAAAGUGCAACUUCCUUCCUGUAUGUUACCUCCACCAUUCAGAUUUUUAGAUAUUUAUGAAUAUAGCCAUUACUUUUUAAAGUCAUAUACUACUAGCCAGGCUUUAAAAUGUACUUGUCACUUCAAAGCAUAGCAGUGCAUUUCUACUCACCAGGGUAAAUUUUCACUUGUCAUUGGCUAGUGGAGAGAGGCAAAUUUUGAGCGUUUUUUUUUUUUUAGUUCUUUGUUUUGUUGUGGUUUUUUUUGUUUUUUGGGGGUGGAGGGGAAGGGGUUGAAAAGGAUUCCUCAUGAAUAUAUUCUCUUAAAAACUAGGAGCUCAAGAAAGGAACCAGUCUUCAAUGAUGACUUGGCAGCAUGUAUUACGUGUGGCACAGUUGUUGUGAAACCCAACGUCCGAGAAUUUACUGAAUCAUCCGCUAUAUUUGAAGAUGGGUCUGUAGUGGACAAUGUGGAUGUAGUUAUCUUUGCCACAGGUUACAGCUAUGCAUAUCCAUUCUUAGAUGACUCAAUUGUGAAGAACAAUAAAGAUAAGGUGUCUCUCUAUAAGGGUGUAUUUCCUCCAAAACUUGAACAACCUACACUCGCAGUAAUUGGAUUAGUCCAGUCUUUAGGGGGAAUCCCACCAACUGCUGAUGUACAGGCUCGUUGGGCUGUCAAUGUUAUUCAGGGUAAGUGGAUAGAUGCUAUUAAGAUUAAAUUGACAUGACUUAUCAAGCACACUCAGUUUAUCAAUUUGGAAUGCAAAUAAUUACAACUCCACAAGGUUCACAGCUAAUGAAAAAAAUGGCAAAAUAUCUUCGCACAGUGGUAGUGCCAUUUUUCAAAACACAUUUGCAAGAGUUGAUAAAGGCAUUCCUAAGAUGGAUAUGCCUAUAUAUAAAAUAUUAGAAUUGGGCACAGCGGAAAUAUUUGGUUUGCCUGAAUGCAUUUGGAAACCAUAAGGUAAUUAGUUUAGCUGAAAUUUGGACAGUAUUUUCAGUUCAGGAAUUUCAUUCAGGGGGUGUAAUUAGAUUAAUUUAUAAAAGUGCCAAUUUUUAUUAAAAUCUUCACUUUUUGGAAAAUGAAACAAUAGGACACACUCUUCACAUAUAAAGCAAUUCAUCAAGAUAAAGUGCUUUAAGGGUGCAGAGUGUCCCUUUAACAACUGCACACAACAUGCAUUUAGAUCCAUAGUCUCUACACUAAUUGUAUGUGUUUAAUUUUAAAUUGCAUAUACAGGUCAGAUCAAUUAAUCUUUGUGUGUUAUAAUUAUUUCCAGUUUGUUCAACUUACUUUCUAUUGUUGACAUUAACCUUGAAAAAAUUUUACAGGCAUUUGCAAACUACCCUCUAAAGAAACAAUGGUCAAGGAACUAGAUGAAGAGGAAAAUGAAAAAAAGAAUUGGUAUGCAAAACAUUUUUAAUUUUAUAAAACAUUUUUAAAAAUUAGAUUAACCAUGGUCCAAAUCCUCCUCUUCUACAAUAGAAGUGAUUGAAAUAAAUGAUUAUUGUGUUUGUUGGUGUUGGCAUGUCACAAUAAAACCAAUAUGCUACACUUAUUGAUAAAGCAAACUUGCAAAUGUUACACCUAGUUAAAUGUAUGCAAUCCAUUUCCUUCUAUUUACAUGUAUAAUUAGAAAACGUUAACACAUAUAUAUGAAUCAAUAAAAGAUAUUUUUGCAUGUAACCCCUUAAGGACACAUGACAUGUGUGACAUGUCAUUAUUCCCUUUUAUUCCAUAAGUUUGGUCCUUAAGAGGUUAAUACGACCAAUGAGUGUGCUCUUUUCUGGGAGAUAGAUAUAUAUAUAUAUAUAUAUAAUCUCUAUCAUACAAAACUACCAGCCCUCCAGGGUUCCAAAGAAAGAAACUUCUUUACUCAAAACAAUCUAAGAAUGUUGACGUUUCAGUUCAAAACAUGAACUUUCAUGAGAAUAAUCUGAAAUCAUAAAGUGAAAAACGAGCAUUAUAUAGGACAGAUAAUGAUUACUUACCUCUGCAGUUGAUUCAUUAGAUCAAAUUGCCGACUAAUCGCAGUGCGCGUGUGUAGACUCCACAGGAAACAUCCCCGUCAUCAAUGUGUUCUGGGUCCCCUCUAGCUGAUUGCAGGCAUGCUGCAUUACCCUGGAGAUCAGAAUGCUAUAUUCCUUUUGGUCUCCAGGACACCUGCCAGAGGUGCUUGGGGCUAAACCCCUCCUCCUUGAUGUCUCAUUCACUCACCCACCCCGUGUCUCAUUCCCAUGCCCAGGCCCCCCAUUUGUCUCAUCCCCUCGACCCCAAAGCCCCUCCAUGGGUCUCUUCCCUCUGCCCCUCCAUGUGUCCCAUUCCGUCUCCCCUCAACCCCUCUCUUUCCCAUACUCUUCCCAGCCUACUCCUUGUGUCCCAUUUCUCCCUCUCCUUCUCCCUGUGUCCAUUCCUACCUCUCCCCCACCCCCCACUCCACUCCAGGUGUCCCAUUUCUCCCUCUCCCCUCCCCCCAUCCUGUGUCCCAUUUCAUCCAACUCUCCACCUCCACCCUGUGUCCCAUCCCAUACCCUCCCUCACUCCUAUUUCUCCCUCUCUACCUACUCCCCUCCCUAUAUUCCAUUCCUUCCCCUCUCUCCCUGUGUCCCAUUCCUACCUCUCUCCCCCUCCCCUCCCUGUGUCCCAUUCCUACCUCUCUCCCCCUCCCCUCCCUGUGUCCCAUUCCUACCUCUCUCCCCAUCCCUCCUGUGUCCAUUCCUACCUCUCCCCAUCCCUCCUGUGUCCCAUUCUCUCUCCCCCCUCCCCCCUGUGUCCCAUUCCUCUCUCCCAUCCCCUCCUCCCCCACCUCUCUCCCCAUCCCUCCCUGUGUCCCAUUCCUACCUCUCUCCCCCUCCCUUCCAUGUGUCCCAUUGUUACCGCUAUCUCUCCCUCUCCCCUCCUCUCCUCUCCUCUCCUCCCUGUGUUCGAUUGUUACCUCUACACUCUCCCCUCCAUGUGUCCUAUUGUUCCCUCUCUUCCCCCCCUCCCCUCCCUGUGUCCCAUUGUUAUCUAUUUCCCCCUCCCCUCCAUCUGUCCCAUUGUUAUCUAUUUCCCCCUCCCCUCCAUCUGUCCCAUUGUUCCCUCUCUCCCCUUUCCCCAACCUGUAUCCUAUUCCUAUCUCUCUCCCUUCCAGGACCAGCAUUUCUCUGCCAAGGUUCCCGGUCUGUUAGACCGCUCAGCCACGCUACACAUGGGCAGGAGGGGUGCAGCACAGCACAGCUCUCCCCUCCUGCCAGCAUCGGGAACCUCAGACUGGGCCGGUGCAGCUGUUCCCUGGCCCAUAAGUUAUCCAGGCAGCCCACAGUUACAGGGUCGCAGCUUGCGGCUGGGUCCCCUGGAGUCAGGGGCCCAGUCGCAGCUGUGACCCCUGUGACCGUGGUAGGUACGCCACUGCGUGUGGCAUUGUGAGUCUCCAUAGCAACCAGGAUGCACUUGUCCAAUGGAUCUUAAGGAAACAGACAUACAGAGUGUAAAACAGGGUCACAAUUAAAGUAUAGAUUAUCCAAUACUACAGACUGGUUCCAAUAAAGUGUUAUGCCUAUAAAUAAUAAAAUAUUAACCCCUAAUGUACCAGUGUUCAGUGUAUGGAUAUGGAAAAUCUAAUUUAAUAUGCAAAGUUUGUGUGUGUAUGUAUAUGUGUGUGUGUGUGUAUAUAUAUAUAUAUAAUAUAUAAUUUUUAAAUUUUUUUUACCAGGAUGGAUACAUUGAGAUUUAUCUCGUUUUCAAGUAUUUCCUGGGUCCACAAAACAUUGCAUUGUUACAAUAGGAUACAUUAUUACAAAAAUACAAUAUACACACAUAUAUACAUUUAAUACAUAAUAGGUAAUACAUAUAUUCAACCAUGACAGGUGCAUUCUGUGCUGAGGUAUAUUGCCAUAGAUCUCUUAAAAGAUUUUAUAUUGAAUAAAGAUUUGACUGUGUACCUGAGGUUAUUCCAUAAUUGCGGUGCUCUGUGGAAAAUGAGGAUUAAGCCACUUUGUUUUUGUAUUGUGGUAUGCUAAAUAUCAUGGUAGUACUGGAUCGGAGGUUAUAGGAAGUGGGAAUAGCUGGGGAGAGCAGUCUACUCAGGUAGCGUGGGAGCUUCCCAGAAAUGCUCUUAUGCACAAGGUUGGAAAGGGCUUAGGCAGGAUUUGUUUCUGUACAGGGCACCUAGUUUCGGAUAAAGUCUAGAAGAGACUUUUUCCAAUAUGAAGGCCAAAGAAUAGGUUGAGGUCUAGCAACAUACCUAGAUAUUUAAAAGAGCAGACUGCUGUCAGUGUGCUAUUUGAAUUUGUUCUGAUACAUAGUUGUUAAUUUUGUAGUUUACGUAAUUUAGGUACAGUUCCAAAGAUCAUUGUAACAGUUAUGUCAGUGUUUAGGAAGAGUUUGUUAUCCGCUAUCCACUUUUCUACCUCGGUGAAUUGGUUUUGGAGCACAACCUCAAGUGUUGUGCCACAAGAGUUGUUUGUGUACAGUUGAGGAUUUGCAGACGUUAGGCAGAUCAUUUAUAAAGUGAAUAGCAGGGGGCCGAGUAUGGAGCCUUGGGGAACACCACACGUGACUGGAAGAGGGACGGAAGCGCUAUCAGAAAUGUCCACAUAUUGCCAUCGGUCUGAAACAUAUGAUUGAAAUAAGGUUAGCGGACGAUCGUCAAUGCCAAUGUUUUUAAGUUUUUGCAAAAGAAUGCCAUGGUCAACUGUGUCAAAGUUCUGGCAAAAUCAGGGAAAAUAGCUCCAGUUAAGUCUCCUUGUUCCAUGCCAAUUUGGAUGUCAUUGCAAACUUUUAAAAGUGGGUUGAGUGAUUUGGAUGAUAGCCUAAUUGAUCAGAGGUCAGAUAAUUUGAUUGUUGAUUAUAUAUACAUAGUUGAGUGUGGACGCAUUUUUUCAAGAUUUUUGACAAUACCGGGAACAAUAAUAUUGGGUGAGUUAGAUACCAAAGUAUUGUCACCAUUUUUAUGAAUAGGCACAAUUUUUGCAGUCUUCCAAAGUUUGGGUAUGUAUCUUGACACCAGGGAGUCAUUGAUAAGGGUAGUGUUGCAGUGUUUGGUUGUCCAUUUUGACAGUGGAGGGUUGGGAGUGGAUUGUGGGGCUUUGUAUGCUAUUUAUGACUUUCCAAAAGUUUCUUGGGUUUGAUAGGUUGUUGUUCAAAUUUUAACUGAAAUAUUGGGCCUUUGCCAUUUUUGUUUGCUUUUUUGCAUGACUUUCACCAUUGUCUGUGGAUACAGGGAUCGUUCAUGUUGCCAGUAUGCUUUAACUUUGACCACAGUAAAUCUCUAAACUGAUACAUUUAAAUGAGGUCAGCUGUAACCCAGGGCAGAUGUGUCCCUUUUUAGUCGUACUUUACGUAGGGGGCAUGCAAAUUCCAAACACGCAAGAGCUCGGACUGAAAAAAAUGCAAUUGCAGAGUCUAGAUCUGGGUUUAGACUUAAUCUGUGCCAUGGUAUGUUCUUGAGGUCAUUUAAAAAGGAUUCAAGAUUAAAUUUUUUUUGAAAGACCUGGUGAUUAUGAUCUUGGGAGGGGAUUUAGUGCCUUUAUUUUGCGUAUGCAGUACACUAGACUGUGGUCACUGAAACUGUUAGGGAGAAUGCCCACCUCCUGGAUUCUGUCAGGACAACUGGAGAGAAUCCAAUCUAGCAAUGUGUGGUUCUGGCUUUUAAUAUUAAUUUUGAGUUGGGGAGAAAAUGUAUUGUUAGCUGCAAAGUCUUAAACAGCGUACAUGAUUUGUUAUUUUUAGAAUUUAGCCAAUCCGUAUUAAAAUCUCCAAAAAACAACAGUUCACUUUUUUGGGUUUUGAGUUACAGUUUCACUAGGUAGUUGGGGGUUCAUUGGAGAGCUAGGUGGGCGGUAGAUUCCAGCAACAUGUAUAGAUUUACUGAAAGAGAUCUAAAUUGUGCCAGAAAGGAAAUCAGAGGCAGAAGGGGAGUUAUAGUUUUUCAAAGGAGUAAAUUGUAUGGACUUGUCAACAUAAAUAACAAUGCUCCCCCUCUCUUUGCUCUGUUGUUUCUAAAACUUGAAUACCCUUGUAUUGCAAUAUAUAUAUAAUUAUGUUCUAGUGUGCAUGUCAUUUAAUAUCUGCUCAGAAAGAAAAGUCUGAUUUUUCACAUGGUUUUAAACCACAUGUAGGAAAUAAACAUUUCAAAAGGGUCAGUGACCUUUUGUUCUACUGACUCAACUCAGUGACUCAUUUACUUGCCUUGUAUUUCAUGAUACUUAAACUAUUACUAAAGAAAAUAUUUUUUUUGUUUUUUAUUGGGGGUGCAUAUUUGGGAUUCGGAACUCUUCAGAUGUGAAAUUUAAAACAUUUAAGAGAUAAUAUACUUUUUUGAAAAUUUGUGCAUGGAAAUAUUUUUCAAAUCUUGAGUUAAAAUAAAAUGUAUAAUAUAAAGCAAUAUUAAGUAAAUUUGUUGUAGGGUCAGCUGCUUUCCUAAAUAUUUUCAUUUAUAAAAGUUUAGUAAAAUGUUGGAGUUGAGUUAAAAGCUCUAUAAAAUGUAUUUAUUACGUUUUUGUUUUUAUAAAUUUUACUUUCCUCAUUUCCAUUAGGUUUGGUCGGAGUGAAACACUGUCCACUGAUUAUGUUGCCUACAUGGAUGAACUGAGUUCUUUUAUAGGCUGUAAACCAAACCUACUUUUGCUUUUGCUUACUGAUCCCAAACUGGCUUGGCAAGUGUUCUUUGGGCCAUGUUGCCCCUACCAAUUUCGAUUGAAAGGUCCUGAGAAAUGGGAUGGUGCCAGAAAUGCAAUUUUAAAGCAGUGGGACAGAACAAUCAAAGCAACAAGAUUCCGCGAAGUGCCCUCUCAUACAGAAUAUUCCUACAUAAUCAAACUGCUUUUCAUACCUCUUCUGCUGGCAGUCUUCAUGGCAUGGCUUAACCUAUAGCACAACUACUUUUCACUACAUCACAAAUGAAUAAUUACUUUGCAUGGUGUGUUUUAAAAAUAAAUUUAAAAAAAUCAAUUUUAUUCACAAUUUUUUACUUUCGGUAGAGCCAACAUAUUAAUCUGAAAAAAAUUGUGCUCAUUUCAAUAUGAUUAUAUUGAAAAUGUGUCCUAAAUGCCACACAAACCCCAGGUAAAAUCACCAAUAAUACUUGAAAAAGGAAAAAGGAUUAUUUAAUAUCGUGUUUCCAGAAGACUGCAUUUUCACCUUCAGGCAAACCGUUUUUCUACUUGGAAUAAUUUUUUCUUUCCACAUUAGUUUCAAUAUAUCAUUCAAGUCUGGUCAACUCGGCUUACUAAUAAAUGGAUAUUCGGUCAAAUCAUGUUCAACACUACAUAGUAAGCCUUUGUGAGUUGAUCUUAAUUUCACAUAUAACUAAAUGGAAUAUUGAUGGAAACCAAGUGAACUUUUCAUUUUCUCAAGUUUAUUGUGAAUAUGCUGUAUUUAUCAUAUUAUAAGUAAUGUCACUUUAAAAAUCUAUUUCAUCCAAAUAAAGUUGUUUCCAGUUACA